This is a messenger RNA of Podarcis lilfordi (Lilford's wall lizard), 50355 nucleotides long. Lineage: Eukaryota; Metazoa; Chordata; Lepidosauria; Squamata; Lacertidae. The record is from the annotation of a GenBank genome assembly.
GCGCGCAGCCACCCCGCCAAUGUGAGGUAGAUACCAGGCCGAACAACCGCGGCCUUUUGUUACUCGCCCGUUGGCCUCCCGGUGACCAGCCACGGUCGCUUUAGUGCGCCCCACGGCACCCCCGGUAAGUAACGCGGCAGAAUCUCCCCUCCUUAUCUCGUCCUUACCUCGCUUACCCUCAGCCGCCCUCAACUUCACUUACGAGAGCCUUACCGGAAUGACGUCGGCGAGGAAGACGUGCGCGCGCCUGGGAGGCUGGCGGCCACGAGCACGCCCUGAAUACGUACAGCGUCGCUUGAGGAGGCGGGGGCCUCCUCCUCCUCUCUCCUCUGGCCGUUGGGCGCCAUGGCAACAGGAGAAGGACUAGGGAGAGCGCUGAAGCCUCGAAGGCAGGCCGCAGUCCCCCCCGAAGUUUAUGAAAUUAAAGGGGAGGGAAAUACGGAGAUAUUAUUUGGUGCCAACUUUUUUUUUUAAAAAAAGGUUGGUGUUUAGCAUUGAGAUGCAGGUUAAAAAAACAAAAAAAAAACCUAGUAUUCGAGACCUUAACCCAUUUCAGCAUCUGCCACUUAUGCCCAAGAGGCUGAAACUCAACCAGUAAAGCCUCCCGCUUUGUCAGGAUUCCUUGAUGGGGGAAAAGCUCGACCAGUUGCAUUUGGGUCUGUCACGUCACAGCAAGAGCUCUGCAAGGAAAAAAAAAAGGCAACACUGCCUAGCAAAAGUGAUAACGUUUUCCGACCUGCUAAUAUAUAGAGAGAGAGAGAGAGAAAAAGAGAGAGAGAGAGAGUGUGUACUACAACGCCUCACUAAAUACGGGGGAUGGAUCAUCUGGCCAGAUUUUUAUUCUUGGUACUGCUGCCCUUCUGAAUUUAUGUAUAUAUGGGUUUAUAAUUGUAUUUGAUUUAUAUCAAUGUUCCUGGCACCUAUAUCACGUGGUGGUGGGUGCCUUAAAAUAUUUUAAACAAAUCUCCCCAAGACAUUUGCACAUAGUAUGACAGAAUGGUGGCAAAUUGCACCGUCACUUGGCACAGAAGUGAGGAAUGCAAGAUCAGGAAACACUGUCCAGUUGAUUCAUUUAGAAUUGUUUAGAACAGUGCUCCUUUCCCUCUGUGUAGACAGGACGUCCUGAGAGCAGUGCAAGUUUUUGCAUCUCAGCCAUGAAAAGGACCACCAAAGAUCUGUGCAGGGUUAUGUAUAAGUGCCCGAUCUUUGUAUGAACAUACCUGAAAUCCACAUCCACAAGUAAAUGGAGCACCCAGAAUGGAUGUACUCUAACGAAAAAGGAAUGUGGAACCUGUGGUCCUCCAAAUGUUGUUGGAGUUCUAAAUCCCAUCAACCCCAGCCAGCAUGGCCAGUGGUCAGGCAUAAUGGGAGUUGUAGUCUAACAACAUCUGGAGGUUUUUUCCCUGUCAAAAUGGAUGGGACAGAGAACAUAUUUGCAUAAGCCUUUGUGUAACUUGCCCUUUUCCCUGUGUGAAGAACCAGCUCAUAUAUAUAGUGUAAGACUUCUUUCUCUCCAUAAAUUUACUAUUUACUAUUCCAACAUUCUAUUCCAACAUUCUGUUUCCAGCACAGUUGCCAAUCAAAUGUUUGUGGAAUCUUAAAAGUAGAGUAUGGCCCUGUUUUUUCCUUUCCAGCACAUAAUAUUUGCAAGUUUGCCUUGCCUUGUUUAAUGGGAGGUUCUGUUUAGAUAUCAUAGUGAAGGCUGCAGUCCUAACCAUGUUAACACAGGAGUAAGUCCCAUUGGACACAGUUGGAUUUACUCUCAAGUAAACAUGUAUAGAAUUGUGCUGUUGUACUAGUGUACAUGCGGGAGGCAGUAGAGGACAGGAGUGCCAGGUGUGCUCUGGUCCAUGGGGUCACGAAGAGUCGGACACGACUAAACGACUAAACAACAACAAAACAACAACUAGUGUACAGUUCUAACAACAUCUACUCAGAAGUAAGUCCUGUUGAAUUCCACUUAGUCUUUCAGCAAAGGGAAAACACAAUGGAAGUUCUGCGGCCACCGCUGAUAAGAAUUGGAGGACGUGUUUACAGGAAAAGACAUAUUCGAGAACAGCCACACCAGCAUGAAGAGGAAGAGGAUUUCUAUGCAGGUAUGCUAAGAAUCCACAGAGUUCCAUUUCAUGAGACUAUGAUAUGAAACUGAUCUUGGCAUUAGGACUUGGACAGAAGUACUGAAUAUGGACCAUGAUUCUCAAGAAAAUGCCAACACCCAUGCUGUCUGUAUGGACUCAGUAUAAUAAAGAAACAGACACUCAAGAUGAUAGAGAGUGGGUCUCAAAAUUCUUAACCUGUUUGUUUAAUACCGGUGAGAGAAUGUAUGAAAUAUAUGGAUUAGAGGACAAUAUUAUACUUAGAGUAAUGUAGAGAUGUGAGGGUAAGCAUCAGGAAUACAAUUAUAUGGGGGCUGUAGCUCCGAAAUAAUAUAUGGGCUUUGCAUAUUUAUGGUUAUAUUUUCAGAUCAUGGUCUCUCCAGUUAACAGAGCUGGAUAGCAGGGCUGCCCGUGACUUGCUGCACAAGUCAAUGCAGACUAGGGAUGGGGAAUCUAUGGGGCUCCAGAUGUUGUUGGACUCCCAUCAGCUCCAGCCACCAUGGAAUGAUUGGAGUUGUAAUCCAACAGUUUUGAGGGCCACAGAUUCCCCAUUUGUGGAGCUGGCCAUACUAGGCCUGGGGGACUAUUGAUAUGUCAUGUUUUAUGGUUAUUGUUGCUUUUUUGUUGUUUUGAAAAUAAUAUUUAUUACUUUUCCAACAAUUUAAACACAACACUACAAAAAAAAAAAAAAUACAAUACAAUUGUAUUGUUGCUUUUUUUUUUGUUCCCUUUGUGAAUGAUGCCAUGGCCUUUGGCUAGUGCAACAAAGUUUAUGGUGAUGAUAUGUCUUCGUACAAGGGGACUUCAUCUCUUGCUACUCUGUUAUAUUCAUAGGAAACACAGAGCUCUCUAUGCCUGUGAUUAUUUGUUCCUUUAACUUUGAAAGCAAGAGCUUGCCUCUGCUUUUCUGGAAGUGUAUGCAAUUAGUCAGACUUUUACCAAAAGGCAAUUGUCACCAUUGAUAUCACAGACUUAACUCACAGUUUGGAGUGGAAUUCAGCACAGUGCUGAAAAAUGCCAACAUUAGUAAGUUGUGUUGAAUUGCUAAAUAUUUCACAUUCUGUUAUGGAGUGGGAGUUAAAGCUCUAUUGUCAAGAGGCAACACUUGUUUUUGUGCCGAAGUUUGCUUGCAUUUGAAACUACUGUUGUAGUCACUUUAACGGAAGCACCAGAUGGGCUUCUGAGGAGCCAUCCUGCCCUGAAGGGUGGGUGGGCAGAAUAAGAAGCUUAGGCAUGAAUUCAUGAGCAGAAAACAUAAGGAGAAGAGAAACAGCAGAAAAGGAAAAAGAAAAGGGGAACAGGGUGGUAAAUAUCAUGCUAGGUCAGAAGAAUUGAUGCAGUGCACACCUGAUCCUUAUAAUGUGUACACUUGGAUCCAGAAUGGAUAUAUUCCCAUUCACCUAGGCAACUGAACCAGCUGCUAUCAUACUUUUUGCAUCUUGCUUCCCAAUCCCUUUUCCUUGUGUUUCAUGUUGUGUUCUUUAGAGGAUAACCCUUAGGACAAGGAGUGUCUGAGGCAGGUAGUGGUAACGAGAUUAAAUUCCAGACCUAAUAGAAAAAAUAAAAAUGACAAAUUGCUGGGUCUGGAUGGCAUUCACCUGAGAGUUCUCAAGGAACUCAAAUGUGAAGUUGUAGAUCUUCUAACACUGUGAAGCAUAGAUGUCAACUUUUCCCUUUUUUAAGGGAAAUUCCCUUAUUCUGAAUAGGAUUCCUCACAAGAAAAGGGAAAAGUUGACAGCUAUGCUGUGAAGUUGUAGAUCUUCUAUCCCUUAGACUAGCCUCCACAUCUGGAAAGCUGCCAAUGUAACACCAAUUUUUUUAAAGGAAUCUGGUGGGGGAGGGGGAUCCUAAAAAUUACAAGCCACUGGUGGCAAGUAUUGUCAAAGAAAAAAUAACUUGGCAUAUAGAAUAAUAAGCCUUGCUGAACAGAGACAGAAAUCUCACCUUUUAGAGUUCUUUGAGAGUGUCAACAAGCAUAUAGAUUGGUGAGAUCCAUUUGACAUAGUGUUGUUGGACUUUCAAAAAGCUUCCAACAAGGUACUUCACUGAAGAUUCCUGAGUAAGUUUAUCAGUUAUGGAGUAAGAGGAAAGGUCCUCUUAUAGAUAAGGAAUUGGUUAAGCAGCAGGAAGCAGAGUGUACAUGUGCAUUCACAACUAUCUGAAAUGUCUAUGUGUGUAUUGCACUGUGAGUAUGCAAAUGUCACUGUGCAACACUGCACAUGUACAGACACACAUUUCAGGCUGUAUAUUUUGGUUUGCUAUAAACAAUCAGUUUAUAAUAUAUUUGCCUCAUUUUUUGCAGUGGCGUGCAUCUUGAACACCCUUUCAGCAAAUUACUCGCAGUUAUUAGCCUUAGCUAUAGUUCUUUCUUUGACAAACCACAGUGUUUAUCAAAUCAGUAACAUACUGUAAAUUAAAUUUAAGGCGCUUUAAAAUUCUGCUUCAUACAAUGAAAUUUUUUUUCCACCUUAACAAAUCCGAUGAUGGUGAGAGUGGGAUAACACAGAGGUUUGUGACAUCUUUUGAAAUUAUAUUUCUGGUUAGCUGAAAAAUAGUUGCAGUGUUUUCUUACUGAGCUAAAAAUAUCCCAUUUUCCAACAUAUUACAGUCACUGCUGUUGAGAAUAGAAGUCAAUAUCACUUUGCCUCAAUUUUCAGCUUUUGGGUCCUGCAUCUGUAUCCACUGCUGUUCAGUGUUUUCUUAAAUAAGCAUUUGUAUGAGGCCAAAAAUUCAACAUCUAGGAGAAAAUUUUCUCCUACAUCUCGGAGAAAAAUAGAUUUCCACAGGGCUAUUCUGUAGAUUAUUUUCAAUGAGAAUAUAAAAGAAGAAAGAAAGAAAGCCCUCCAGUUGACAGCAACAGCUGCUUCCUGACGAUGUCAAGAAGACUUAAAAGUUAGCAUAAUGGGUGGAAGCCAUUGUAGUGUGAGUGGACUUCUGCUUAUGUAAUUGGAUUUAACUUCCUUUCCUCCUCCUGCCAGCCCCCUCAUAGGCCCCCAGAUCUAGAGGAUCCCAAAACCUUUGGUUUGUGAGGUGCUACAGGGUGGUGGUCAAGUCACAUUUUGCAAACAGAAGUCUGUUUGUUAUUUACCCUUUAGAUCAGGCACCCCCAAACUCGGCCCUCCAUAUGUUUUUUGGGACUACAACUCCCAUCAUCCCUAGCUAACAUGAUCAGUGGUCAGGGAUGAUGGGAAUUGUAGUCCCAAAACAUCUGGCGGGCCAAGUUUGGGGAUGCCUGCUUUAGAUGAAUAGUUUCUAAUCUCUCCAUACCUUGCAGGUCCUGAGGAUUGUGCAGAUGAACCCUGUGAUGCCUUUGUGGUGGAAGAGACAGAAAGAGGCUACCAAUGUGCUGUGGACAUUCCCAGCCCACUAUACAAGUAAGUCUGUGUGUGUAUAUUCAGAAUUGCUAAUCAUGCAGCUAGAACAACAGAGGGGAAAGUCAGGUGUUCUCAGUCUUUAUUAUUGAUUUUACAAUUAGCUUUUGACAACUACUACUAGGAAAUUUGGGAUAAAUUAGUUGCAGUAGCCUCACAUUGUGGGGACUGUCCUAUGCCUUGAUCACCAGGAAACUGGUGCUUGUAUUAGCAUUUAGGAUUCCAAAAUGGGUAGGAUGUUUAAGCUGUUAAAGUUUGGAACUACUUAAUCAUUUCUUUUUUAAAAAAACUAUCACCAAUUCCCUUUUCUGUUUCCCCACUGUAUGCUUAUAUAGAUAUAUAAUAGGCAAAAAAGGAGAAACAAAGAAGAAAAUAGAAACAGAAACCCGAACCUCUAUCAUUAUUCCUAAGCCUGGAGUUGAAGGAGAAAUUGGUGAGUUCUGGGUUUUGUAAAAAUUUAAAUGCCUUUAAUUUUUAUGCAUGGGUCUGACAUGGUGUGAAACUUAGAGAUGAUAAAGGCAUCCUGGUAGUACUUGGAAAAUAAAUGUAAAAACUGUCAUGAAGAAUGAAAUUAGCUGCCUCUAUAAUACUGAAUUCAGUAUAGGAAAGGUAAUAUGAUGUCUUCAUUGCAGAAUGUCAAAGUAAUUUGUGUGACUAUGACUGAAGGGUGGCAAUUAUUACAAUCCCGAGAUGCCCAUGGGAUCUUGGCUUGGAUCCCGAGAUCCCAUGGGCAGGUCCGUGCUCAGUGGAUUCUGCCCUGAUGGAAGAGGAACGGAGGCGAUUUUGGCUGAUUCUACCUGCAACCCUUGAAAAUCUGUUCUGUGGUGUUGACGAAUCCACUAGAAGAGUGUAGGAAGUAGCAUGGGAGCUGAAGUGGAUAUAGACAAAAAUUGCCUCCCUCUCUUCUGCCAUCAGAAACCCCUGCCUAAUUAAAGACCCUCCUGCACAUAGGAAAGGCUAGGUCCAAGCCACUGAAAGUAUCUAGUAGUGAGCAUGUCCUUCCAUGCUGUGAAAUUCCCUAAUAAAUGCCCACUAUAUUACACCAAUUAUUGCCUAUCGCAGCUCAUUUUUGCUCUCCCCCAGCUGCUUUUGUCCACUUAAGUCUUGGUUGAGGCCACUCAUGUACAGUGGUGCCUCGCAAGACGAAAAGAAUCCGUUCUGGGAGUCUCUUCGUCUAGCGGUUUUUUCGUCUUGCGAAGCAAGCCCAUUGAUGGGAUUAGCGGAUUAGCGCUAUUAGCGCUAUUAGCGGCUUUUAGCGGCUUUUAGCGGCUUUUAGCGGCUUUUAGCAGCUUAUCAGCUUAUCGGAUAAGCAGAUAAGCGGCUUAGCGACUUAGAAAAAGAGGGGGGAAAGGAAAAAAAAAACCAGGAACUCGCAAGACAAUAGCAGAUUCGUUUUGCGAGGCACCUCCAAAACGGAAAACUCUUUCGUCUAGCGAGUUUUCCGUCUUGCGAGGCAUUCGUCUUGCGGGGCACCACUGUAUUCUUUUUUGUGUCCAAAUAGCUGCUUAUCCCCUCACUAUCUCCUACACCUUUCUGGGUAUAGGAAAAAUUAAGCCACCUUUUAGAACUAUGGGCUCUUUACUCUUUUAUUCUAGUCCUUGUUUCACUUACUGCCUUCCUGGCAUUUGCUGCCUCCUCCAUAUAUUAUCUGUCUGCUUAUCUGUCUCCUGAGGCUUCUGGGAAUAGUCUUUCUGUACUUGCCUUCUCCUUUGCUACACCUCCAGACAAUUGCUUUCUUUCCGCAUUCCAAGCUCUUUCAUGCACACCCAGAACAGGAUGCACAAAAACGGGUUUUGAGCAUGUUUGUAUUAGGUUUGUUUGUAUUACUGUUUUGGUGUUGAUUUGAAGACUUUCAGUAACUGAAUCUUCACUGCAGUUGGCCCACCUACUGUCAUUUUGGCUGAAAAUAAGGAAUGUAGAAGCACAGUGUGAACACAGUUUAAACAGACUGAAGAGGGUCAAAUUCUUUAAUUCCACUUAUGGUAUUGCCAAAAAGUAAUCUUGUGGAUCUAAUGUUAAGGCUAUCAUUGUUGGUUGCAUCCUGUUAUUCUAAAAGAGGGAACUACAUUUUUCUCUUCAUAUUUAUGCUUUGCAUAAUUGUGCAGAGUCAGGUACCAUGGUUAGCAUGACAUUUUUUUUUAAGAACCAGACAUGCUUGCUAUCCAUUUAUUUAUUUCCCUCCCCUUAAUUACCGGUAUACUUUCUGCAUGUAACAUUAGAUAUUUAUUUUCCACACAAUACACUUUAUUCAUACAGUGUUUGGACUGCUUUUACACAAAUCAUUGCACAGUAAUAACAGUAACACACACGAAAAUCUCUUUGGCUAAAACGAGUGACAAAACUCUGCAGUGCACCCAUAAUGUGAACUGAAAACCUCAAAUGUUUCCAGAGGAAGUAGAAUCAGUUAUUAUAACAAAGAGACUCAAAAAUAGUCUACUUUGAUAAGAGAGAAAGUCCUGGCAAUAUCAAUAGGUAUACAUAAAUAAAUACAAACCUGUAUCAGGAGAAAUAAAAAUUGUAUGAACUAAAGGACAGAAACAUUUUAAUGGUUAGAUUCUAGUAAUACAUAAAUAUUAAUAUAUUAAAACCAGGGAGCUUCAUCUCACACUUUAAAAACACUAGUUUGAUAGUAACACUGACCUGUGUAUUCAUCUGAGAUAGCUCUCACCUUGUUAGGAAGUGGAAAAUCUUGUUAUUAAUUCUAAACUUUUGUGAGCACAUGUAGCAAGCUGUCAUAAAUCCUGUCUUCUGUUUUGCUUGUUUCCAGUGAUCACAGGACAACACCGGAAUGGUAUUAUUUCAGCUCGAACGCGAAUUGAUGUUCUUGUGGAGAGCUUCCGCAAGAAGCAACCCUUCACACACUUUCUGUCAUUUGCACUCAACCAACUUGCAAUCCAGGAAAAGUUUCUACAGUUCAAAGAGGAGGUGUUGGAGAAGUGCUCAAACGUAAGUUGCCAUGAUAAUACUCAUAAAUAAUCUGAGUUUAAAAAAUAAGUAGAGAAUGUUGCAAAAUGCUACAUGAGCUUGUCUAGAUCGGGAGACACAUUAAAAAUAUGUAACAACACUAUUACCUGAGAUGAUAUACUCAACGUUAGCAAUAUGGUGGGAUAAUAAGUAUGAUGAUAAGCCAUGAGAGAUCAUAGAAAUACAAUUUGUAUUUUGUCCCUGGAAUUCGCACAUUAUAAAGAUAAAAUCCAGGAUUUCCCCAUUGAAGCUGCCCACAUCCUUUAGUGAUGAAGAAGUGAAAGAUGUUUCCCUUACUAAAGCAAGUAUUUCCCCAGCACUGGCACCUUGCUACUUCCAGGACCUCUAAGCUAAGUUCUGUGGCCUGUCUGUGCAGAAGGGAUCAGAAGUGCGUCCAGUUUACACGGAGUCACUUUCAGAAACUGUGUAGUGUUCCUCAAAUGUUGGUAUUCCUGGAAAAACAGACUUAUACUCUCUAUAUAACUAAAUUUUAAGAAAAUCCCUAAAAGUUACAGACAAACCAGUCCUUUUAUUAUCUAUUAUCUAUUAUUUAUCUAUAUAUCUGGAGAUCAGUAAGUCUCACAAUAUAUUUAUGGCACACUAUUUUCAUUUCAUGUUGAAUAGUAUUGGCACCUUUCUGGUGAAAUUCUGUGUGCAGCCAGAUAAAAAACAACUUCAAACUACUGAUACUCUAUUCUGAGAAAAUAAUUUGAUAGUGCAUCAGAAUGUGUGACUCCAGUAUUUUAUGAGGGUUUAAUUGGAUUCCUUGAAAUCUGACAACAUAAUCCCCUUUGUCAAAAUUCAUAGUCUUCACAUUUUUAAAACCUAGAAUUAAGUCACUGCAAGAGAGACUGGAGUCUGUGAGGUACAUUAUUUUUUCCACACUUUUCUCUAAACUCUGUUGUAUAAAAUACACAGCUGCUAGUUAGUAGGAAAAAAACAUACUGCUUUCGCAUAUGUCUCUCAUUCAUUUCAUGGUCAGUUAUCCCACCCUUAUGUCACUUUAUCUCACAGUGGGAUGUGCCAGAAAGCAAUAUUUGCAAACCUAUGCUUUGUAGCACGAUAUGAAAGUAUAUACAGCUGUGCAAAGCAGCGGGUGAGCUUUUAGGAUGCUUAGAACCUGAAUAUGGUGCUAGUUAUGGAAGCUGUAUGUGUUUGUUCUUGCUGCUUUUUUCAGCUUCAAAAUAGAGCAGUCAGUUAAUGAUGUCUCUAUUCAAAUGAGGCUGAUUAACAGCCAUGUUAUUUAAAAAAUGGAAUAAUAUCAUGUGUUGAGAUUAACAUUUCUGCUGGUUGUUGAGCAAUGGUACGGAAUCUUUCCCUCUCACGAUAAUAGUUACCAUGGCAACCGAACAUCCAUCAUUUAUAUUGCUGUAGUCUCAUGCGUCUGUAUAUGCUGCAGAUAACUCUUCCUCUUUUUUGCUUCAUUAGAAAAUUAAGGGUGUAUUAAAAUAUGAAAAUUAAUAAGCAUUGUCCAUCUAAGUUUUUACACUGAGCAGACAACUUGUACUGAGGGUCAAGGAACAUUUAUAUUUAUUAUAAGUUAUUUUUAUACAAACCACAAAUUUCUUUCUCAGAGGAAAGCUAUGGUUGCCUUAACAACAUCAGAAUAACAGCAAUUAUAAUCAAAAUUCAUAAAAAUAUCAUGCUGGAUAACAUGGAAAAUAAAUCUAACACAAAUAAGUUGAAUUCAAGAUGCCUGCUUGAACAGAAAAUAUAUAGCUUGCCUUUUGAAAGAAUAAAAGUUUGAAUACAAGUGUACAAGUUCAAUUUGCCCUGGCAGAUGUCUCAGGGGACUAAGUUUUCUCAUCAAAGCAUCACAGUAAAAAAGGACCCUGCCCUUACUGAUUUUACUUCUCAGGUAGCUUCUGCUACUUGCAGCUUGUGGGUUUGUCCCUUUGUUAGUGUCAGUAUUUUUAUAUAGCACAAUCAGAGUGCCUAACACUUUACAUAACAGAUGAGGCAGGUUCCUUCUCUGAUGAGUUUACAAUAUAAAGUUCAGUGGAAGACAGGGCUGGAGAAAUAGGGGUGAGCAUGGAGGCAAUGUGCGAUUGUGUUGGUUUCACUUAUUUAGGUUAAGUUGCAGGCUGAUUUCCAUUACGGUCCUCAAACUGUUAAAGCAGGAAGGACGAAGCAUGUUUAAGACAACUAAAAGCUAAUGGAAGUUGCUGUGAACAAGGGAGCAUAUAAUUCUAGUACCAUAUAAAUCAAAAGCAGUGAAUGUAAUGAUAUAUGCCCAAAUAAAGUCAGAAAGAUGGAAAGCACAAUUUGAUCAAGGCUUUAAUUAUUGAGUAAAUCUUUUUUUUUAAUGAUAUUUAUUACUUUCCAACAAAUUGAACAUACAUAGAAAAAGAAAAUAAACAAUACAAUACAAAAACAAUACCUAACACUAAACUAACAAAAACAAUUUAAACUAAGAAAACAAAACAAAAACAAUUUAAACUAAGAAAACAAGACAGAAACAAUUUAAAACACAUCAAAUAAUUUCAAUCUUUCAUUCACUUAUUUCCAUGACCUCCUCACACCUCCCUUUUUGUAUUCCACUUCUAUUUAGUUGUUUCAGCAAUUCCUUUCCAUCUUCCUCUGCUUUCCAUCCUAUAAUUAAGUUAACACAUUUUAACCUUAUUUUCCCUUUAAUUCUCUGUUAAUCUAUUUAUACUUAAUUCCUUAUAACAUUUCUACUGAAGCCGUAUAACUUCAUUCCAACAUUUUUCUAACAUUCAUUAAUUUUACAAUAUUUCUGUAAAUAGUCUUUAAACUUUUUCCAAUCUUCUUCCACCGACUCUUCUCCCUGGUCUCGGAUUCUGCCAGUCAUUUCCGCCAAUUCCAUGUAGUCCAUCAACUUCAUCUGCCAUUCUUCCAGGGUGGGUAAAUCUUGUGUCUUCCAAUACUUCGCAAUGAGUAUUCUUGCUGCUGUUGUAGCAUACAUAAAAAAAGUUAUAUCCUUCUUUGGCACCAAUUGGCCGACCAUGCCCAGGAGGAAGGCCUCUGGUUUCUUCAGAAAGUUAUAUUUAAAUACCUUUUUCAUUUCAUUAUAAAUCAUCUCCCAGAAUGUCUUAAUCCUUGGGCAUGUCCACCAAAGGUGAAAGAAUGUGCCUUCAGUCUCAUCACAUUUCCAACAUUUAUUUUCGGGCAAAUAGUAAAUUUUUGCAAGCUUGACUGGUGUCAUGUACCACCUAUAAAUCAUUUUCAUUAAGUUUUCUCUUAGGGCAUUACAUGCCGUAAAUUUCAUACCUGUGGUCCAUAACUGUUCCCAGUCAGCCAUCAUUAUAUUAUGUCCGACAUCUUGUGCCCAUUUAAUCAUAGCUGAUUUCACCGUUUCAUCCUGGGUGUUCCAUUUCAAUAGCAAGUUAUACAUUUUUGACAAAUUCUUGAUUUUGGAAUCUAACAGUUCUGUUUCCAAUUUUGAUUUUUCCACCUGGAAACCAACUUUUUUGUCCAAAUUAUAUGCCUCCAUUAUUUGAUAAUAAUGGAGCCAAUCUCGCACUUUAUUUUUCUAUUUUUCAAAGCUCUGCAAUUUUAGUCUGUCUCCCUCUUGUUCCAGAAUUUCCCAAUAUUUCGGCCAUUUGGCCUCCAUAUUGAGUUUUUCUGUGCCUUCGCUUCCAUUGGUGACAACCAUCUUGGGGUUUUCUUUUCUAACAAAUCUUUAUAUCUUAUCCAUACAUUAAACAAUGCUUUUCUAACAAUAUGAUUUUUAAAUGCUUUAUGUGCUUUCACCUUAUCAUACCACAGAUAUGCAUGCCAACCAAAUAUGUUGUUAAAACCUUCUAAGUCCAACACAUCAGUGUCUUCAAGUAGCAGCCAUUCUCUCAGCCAACAAAAAGCAGCUGAUUCAUAAUAGAGUUUUAGGUCUGGCAGGGCAAAUCCACCUCUUUCUUUAGCAUCAGUUAAUAUCUUAAAUUUUAUUCGAGGCUUCUUGCCCUGCCAGACAAAUCUGGAAAUAUCUUUCUGCCACUUCUUAAAACAAUCCAUCUUAUCCAAAAUUUGUAAUGUUUGAAACAAGAACAACAUCCUUGGCAGCACAUUCAUUUUUAUCACUGCAAUUCGGCCUAAUACAGUGGUACCUUGCAAGACGAAUGCCUCACAAGACAAAAAACUCGCUAGACGAAAGGGUUUUUUGUUUUUUGAGCUGCUUCGCAAGACGAUUUUCCCUAUGGGCUUGCUUCGCAAGACGGAAACGUCUUGCAAGUUUGUUUCCUAACACCGUUAAUACAGUUGCGACUUGACUUCGAGGAGCAACUCAUAGAACGCGGUGUGGUAGCCUUUUUUUGAGGUUUUUAAAGACUUUGGUGAUUUUUGAAGCUUUUCCAAAACUUUCCCGACACCGUGCUUCGCAAGACGAAAAAAAUCGCAAGACGACAAAACUCGCGGAACGAAUUAAUUUCGUCUUGCGAGGCACCACUGUAAUGAUAACUUCAAAUUUGACCAUAUUUCUAAAUCUUUUUUCACUUCAAUCCAACAUUUUUCAUAAUUAUCCUUAAAUAAAUUUACAUUUUAGCAGUCAUAUUAACCCCUAAAUAUUUCACUUUCUUAACCAAUGUUAAUCCUGUCUCUUCCUGAAAUUUCUCUCUCUCAUUUACAGUUAAGUUUUUCUCUAAGACCUUAGUUUUUAUCUUGUUCAGCUUAAAACCUGCUACUUGCCCAAAUUCUUGAAUCAAUUCCAAUACCCUCUUUGUGCUAGAUUCUGGUUCCUGUAGAGUCAAUACUAGAUCAUCAGCAAAUGCUUUCAAUUUAUAUUGUUUAACUCCCACUUGUAUACCUUUGAUCUCUUGAUCCUUUCUUAUCAUGUUUAGCAAAACCUCAAGGACCGAUAUAAAAAGCAGUGGGGAAAUUGGGCAACCUUGUCGUGUCCCUUUCUCAAUCUUGAACUCUUCUGUCAUUACAUUAUUCACAAUUAAUUUUGCCUUUUGUUCUGAGUAAAUUGCACCUAUACCAUUUUCAAAACCUUGGCCUACCCCCAUCCCCUGUAGAUUCUUCUUCAUAAAGCUCCAAGAAACGUUUUCAAAGGCUUUCUCCGCGAAUUAUUGAGUAAAUCAAGUACAGUACAGUGGUACCUCAGGUUACAGACGCUUCAGGUUACAGACUCCGCUAACCCAGAAAUAGUACCUUGGGUUAAGAACUUUGCUUCAGGAUGAGAACAGAAAUCGCACGACGGUGGCAGCAGGAGGCCCCAUUAGCUAAAGUGGUACCUCAGGUUAAGAACAGUUUCAGGUUAAGAACAGACCUCCAGAACAAAUUAAGUUCUUAACCAGAGGUACCACUGUAUUUCAAACCUAGCCCCAUGCGCACAGUAAGCUCAUCUAUUGUAUAUAAAGGAAACCCUGUCUCAGUAAACUCAUUUUAAAGGUGAUUUCUCCAAAGGCAGCAAGAAGAUUGGAAACAUCUGAUUCCUAAUUUAAAGUAACUACAGUUUGUUGUUAUGGCCCAAAAUUACUAACUGCUGUGAGUUUAAACUAUGGUUUAUUAAUUGCAGCAAGACACUUUCAAACCAGUUUGUGAUGAUGUCUCAUUUCAUCGAACCACAGUUUAAACUAGAGUUCCCAUUUCAGAUAAAAUGAAAGACUCUUAUUAGUUUAAACCAGUAAGUGGAUACCACUAAGCUCUUCCUCACAACUGCACCAACGAAAGAGGGGUUGAGUAGGUCGCAAGCCCAACACUCACUUCUGACCAUUCACAUAAUGCUAAAUAAACCAUGGGGCAGUGUUACAUAGAAUCUAUGGCUUGAUUAGAUAAAUGAGCCUUCUGCCUAUUUAAUUUUUUUAUUUUAUUUGCCCUGGUCUGGGCUCCAUUUGCUUAGAUUCUGGGAACCAAUAUUAAAUUAUCUGCAUUUUAGGUUUGUACUUGGAUCUACAGCUAUUUCCAGAUUUAUUCUUUUCCCCCCAGGAAAUAUUUUCUUGGUAAUGUGUUUUUAUCCAUUUCGAAAUUUACAGCAAUACAUAAAAAAAUGGCAUUACAAAAACUUCAGGCAUAAAUCCUGUCUCUAUCCAAGUACAGAACUUUUGAAAAUUGUGGCCAAGAUCAUUUCCACUUCUUCUAUCACCAUCAAACCCCAGAUCUUCGCUUCCUCAUAUAUACUUCAACAGAUUAGAUUUUCUUUUACUUUUAACAAAAGAAAGGAUAACGUGUGAAGAUAUCAAGGCAUUUUUAACACUCUUAAAGGUGAGUACUUGAUAGAAGACUUAAACAGGCAAGCAAUUCCACCACUCCCCUUCAGUAGCAGACUUUGGGUUCUCAGAUUUCAGCAGUGCCCUGUGUGACACUAAAAUUUGGUGCCCCCUGCCUCUGGCUUCUAUAGCAUUGUUUUGGAGCUCCUUGCAUUGUGGUUCCCAGUGCAACUACAUAGGUCACACUACCAUAAACUGCCUCUGCUCCUCUUUACCUGUUACCCUUGCCUAAAAGCAGAAAGGGGAGGAUGGAGAUCUUGGCUGCAAAUAACGGAGGCAGAAUGUGAGUUCUAAUAUGAGACAAGGGAGAUUUCACUGAGGAACUGAGAGUGCCUUAUUUAGAAGGCACUCCCUACUGAAUACCCACCCCAUACUUAAUUGUAGGUACCUCUUUUUGAAAAUUCAACCUCCAAAUAAUUAAAGCUGUGACCUAAUUUGAUGACACCCAUCAAAUAACCAUUUGUGAUAUGUAUCCCCAAAUCUGAUUAUAUGGCAUUUGCAGUAUCUGUAUGAUUUUUGUAAUGAAGGCCAACAACAACCUCUGUGUUUCUGCUCCAUAAUUUCAACAACAGUUUAUUUCAGUUGAUCCUGACAAGCGGCGGAGGCACAUCAUGAAAAGCUACAAAUGAUUGUGGUUUUUUGUAUAUUUAGUAUAUCUGCUAAUUGGGUGAUUUAGUACAAAACACUGAUCAUUCUCUUUCCUGAACACCACCAGCUCUUUUGAAAUUACUUAUGUUGUUUAAAUUGGCCCAAUCUUGCAACUUACUGGUAAAGAAACUGGUGGUGUCUUGAGCUGUUGUCUGUCUAACAGGCUAAUUGACAGCAAUUGUUCGAAUCAGAUUUAUUGCCUUCUUUGAGCACCAGAACUUCAAUAUUCAUUCCCCAACCAUUAAGCAGUCUUUUCAUAGAAGUUUACAUAUGACAAUUUGUUAUGGUAUGUCCACCUGGUGGUCAUUAUUCAGAAACAUUUCAGAAGGCAAUAAUCAAUUGUUGCAAUGCAAUCAAUGGAAUAGUCUUUUUCAAGGGACUAAAGCUGGUCAUGGCUUUGUUUGUUCUAAUUUGGAAAUUUAAUUUGAGGAUAUAAUACAAGUACAGUGGUACCUCGGGUUAAGAACUUAAUUUGUUCUGCAGGUCCAUUCUUAACCCGGUAGAGGUAAAGUUCUUAACCCGAGGUACUACUUCCGGGUUAGCGGAGUCUGUAACCUGAAGCGUUUGUAACCCGAGGUACCACUGUACUAAGUACAGUUUUUGGUAGAUGGCAUCUGACAGUUACUAAAUUGCAUGAGACUGCCAUAAGUGAAAGUAGGCCCUGUUAUAGAUUGUUAACAGAUUGUAAAAAUGGCACUUCCAGCUGGCUGGCUGGCUGGGUGGAAGUUCUUGGUCGCUUGUUGGAUGGAAAAGGUGGUCUUCCUGGCAUCUCUCCCUAAACCUCUUUCAAGGGCUUAUGGGCCUUGCUCAGUGGAGGAGGAUGUGGAAUGGAGGGCUGAGAGUGGAAGGGGGAAUCCCAAAAUCAGCAGAGGUACCUUCCAUGCCAUAGAUUAUAUAAGCUACUAUGAUGAUAAAGUUACUAUGGUCUCCCGAGUUCUUUUAAAUCAUGAGUGAGGAAUUGGUGGUUCUCCAGAUUUGGUUGGACUACAACUAUCACCAUCCCUGACCAUGAGCUAUUUUGGCUGUUUUAAAUGUAACUUCCAUGUUGAAAUAAGAAUGUUCAUGGAACUAACAUUUUUAUUUGUAGUUAUUUUUUCCUAUAAUGUAAGUAUGAAGAAAACAUUGUCAGGGAAAGCCUCAGCAGCCUUAUUCUCAAUUUUCUCUUUCCUUCAAAUUUUAAUUUCCUUCAUCUGUUUCUAAGCCUUCAACCUUUAGUAUUUCCCACUAUAUGGAACAAUUAUGGUUAUUUAUAGGGUUAUAAAGGCUUGCCAUUACUUUGUGUCCAGCAGAGGGCAGUGCUAGGAAGGCAGCAGUAGUGGAUAUCUGAAACUCAGUAUUUUAAGAGUCUGAUGCGCGACUCCUAAACAUGAAUGUGAAAUAAAUGAUAUUGGUUUAAAUGGAAUGUGCUUCCAUUAAAAAAAAAAAAAGUUUCUUAGAUGUUGGAUAGUAUAUUCAGUUUUGAAUAUACUGCCCUUACCAGCCUAUCCAGGGAGUUCCUCAACAGCUUUGGGGAGGGAAAAUGUGAGACUUAAGUGGCUCAACAAGAAUUGGCUACCCAGACUUGCAUGAGCAAAAACGCUUUCUGCCAUUGUUGGAUGCAACCCAUCAGCACACACUGUCUCUUCUCAGUGCAUUUACUUAGCUCCAUAGUUCUGAUGAACUUUUAGGCUGACUUUGAUUCUGGGACAUUUCUCAUGAUUCUGGGCAAAUUAUUCCUUGGCAAACUUGAGUAGUUAUCCCACAUCAAAAAUAAAUAAUUGAACUUAAAAUUGAAUUGGAAAUGGCUUGUGGGUGGGAAGGAAAUAAACAACUACAGUCAUAUCUUGGGAUAAAUACGCUUCAGGUUGAGCGCUUUCGGGUUGUGCUCCACGGCGACCCGGAAGUAACAGAGCGCGUUACUUCCGGGUUUCGCCGCUCGCACAUGCACAGAUGGUCAAAAUGACAUCACACGCAUGCGCGGAAGCGGCGAAACGCGAGACACAGAUGCGCUGUCGCGUCUUACGCUCUGUUCGCAUCCCGAGGUACCACUGUAUCUGACUUUAAGAAGACAUCUGAAGGCAGCCCUGUUAGGGAAGUUUUUAAUGUUUGCUGUUUUAUCACUUUAUUAUUAUCAAUAAUAUUCUGUUGGGAGCUGCCCAGAGUGGCUGGGGAAACCCAGCCAGAUGAGCAGGGUAUAAAUAUAUUAUUAUUAUUAUUAUUACUAUUAUUAUUUAUUAUAGUUAAGAGGUUUCUUUUUCAGAGCAGGCAAGUAUCUAAGCCGAAUUAUAAGGGCUGUAAAAGCUAGAGCAUCUUUUUAGCUUCUAGUGGAGUUCUAAAUUCAAUUUAGCAUUUUAAGAGUGAGCCCCAGAGUACAACUCAUCCUACAACAAUAUAAAAACUGUGACCCUAAGUACACACAUUGAGAAGAGGCAGAAUGCACUGGACUACUGGUUACUUCAUACUUUAGUAAUUUGAUUGUACUUAUGGAUACAUUGUGUUCUGUUUCUACCAUAUGUGCAGACCUAUUACAGACAAUUGCUUUUUAAAUGAAAUCUAACCACUAUUUGCAUAGAUAAUAAUAUCUAAUUACAUUGUCCUUCUGUCACAUGAAGCAAGCUGAGUUUGCACCAAUGUGUCCAGCUGAAUUGAAUGUUCGUCUUCUCUGAGUCAUUAAUAAUAACAGUGAUCGUAUGGUACCAACAUUAUACAUUGCAUUUUAUGGAAUACAAGAGGACUGCUUUAACUGUUUGGUGGCCAUCAAAGAUUUCAUUGGGUUUAUGCGCACACAAGGCACAAUCCCAUAGAUAGUAAUAGAAAGUCAUUGUACACAUGUGGCUCUGAACCAUUCCAAUCACUUUAUAUCCCUUUGUUGCUUUAUCACAAUAUAACUGAUGCAUUUACUGCUGGAAACUUACAUCUAAGAAAGCUUAGAAAAAAUUGUGACAAGUAUCUGAGAAGUAAUCUAGUGUUAAUGGUAGCUUUCCAUUAUUCUAAUGUUGAGGCUCCAAAUUAGUUUGUGUCAAGUUAAAUGGUGAAAGAAAAUAGAAUUUAGAUACAGUGGUACCUCGGGUUACAUACGCUUCAGGUUACACACUCCGCUAACCCAGAAAUAGUGCUUCAGGUUAAGAACUUUGCUUCAGGAUAAGAACAGAAAUCGGGCUCUGGCAGCACGGUGGCAAUGGGAGGCCCCAUUAGCUAAAGUGGUGCUUCAGGUUAAGAACAGUUUCAGGUUAAGAACGGACCUCCGGAACGAAUUAAGUACUUAACACGAGGUACCACUGCAUACAGCUUGUAAGUCUGGUUUAGUCCAGAUUUUUGUGAGCGAACUUUCUUCUCUAACUUUGCUUUACUUAAGAGUUGUUCUAGAUAUGCUUCUGACUUGCUUUUUUAUUGUUGUUGUUGUUGCUGCUGUUAGGAUGCUCAAGUACAACAGGGGUUGUUUGAAGAUAUUGCUGGGUGCAGAUGUAAAGGAAAAAUCAAUGCAAUUCAAUGGCACUGCAUUGAUUACUAAAUAGUAAAUUAUGAACUGGGAGUUUGAACAAGUAAUUUAAAGGCUCUUUGUCUUAAAGCAGGCAAGCAUCUAAGCAAAACAGCAAGGGCUCAGCAAGCUAGAGCAGCCUGUUGCAACUUUGCUGCAGGCUUUUCUUGGGAAAAGUCCACUCAGAAGCGUCAUGGGGUUAAAUUGUUAAGAUUAAAACACAUUUGCAGAACAAUCCUAACCCCCAACCUCCACUGCUGGGAUGCAUUUAGGGUAUAUGGAGGAUUUCCCUUCUGUUUGUCUCUGACCAUCAACAAUGUGAGUUGUUGACAUGCUAUGGCUAGUGGUGUUCCCGUUGGUAAUAGUCAGUUUAAGGGCUCAAUAUGGGGUGGAAUGGCAGUGGAGAGAAGUUGGACCAGCCAUGAAUUUGCUGGACCCUGAACUGGUCCUGCAGCUAGGGAGGGACUUGAUCCAGGUCUCUCUGCUGUUGUCACAUGAAGCUGGCACAGCGUAAAUUAGGUGAAAUACUCCUUCCCUUUCCUCCAUGGCCAGUGUGAGCAGCAGAGCUUCAGAUGUGGUGGCAGCUCUCCUUCUCUGUUCAGCCUGCUGUUCCCUUGCCAGGAAUUAAGAUUGCGCCUUCAGGUAAGGAGUAAGAUCCAUUGAACUCAGUAGGUCUUACUUCUGGGUAAACCUACUUAGGAUUGUUCUGUUUAUACCAGGCAUCCCCAAACUCGGUCCUCUAGAUGCUUUGGGACUACAACUCCCAUCAUCCCUAGCUAACAGGACCAUUGGUCAGGGUUGAUGGGAGUUGUAGUCCCAAAACAUCUGGAGGGCCGAGUUUGCCUAUGCCCAAUUUAGACCACAAUCACUAGAGCUCUGAAAAUGUAGUAAAAGAUGAGAAGCAGUUGGUUUGAUAUUUGCAGAUAAUUUAUAGGAAGGAGUUAUGGAUCUUCUCUGCUAUUAAUGGGGCUUCCUCCUGCGAAGCUAGUUCAGGUGUUUCCUAGUGAUGUGCAGCAUCAGAAUAGGAAGCUGUCAGAGCAUGUAAGAUACCACUGAUUCCUGGAAAGCUGUAGAGAAGAAAUUCAGCUGAUUAGGUUGCUGGUAAUUAUAACAUGAAAUCUCCUUUCCCCUCCCCCGUGGGAUUAGAUUGAAUAUGCCUCUUUUCCUAAAAGCUGCUUAUUUAUUGUGUUAAUAUAUUUUGUGCACAUCAUAUCUGUGAGCAUUACAGAAAUUAAAAUGAACUGCUGUCAACAGUUGGAACAUAACAAACCUGCCCCCUGCUGCCUCCCCAGCUUCUGAGGCUCCCUGUGUUCAUUAUGGACUAAAUGGCUUCUGGGGCUUGUCCCAUAUUUGAAGAGAAAGCUCAUAAGUACAACCACUUUGUCUUUGCAGUAUAUCCUAAAUAAGCUUUCAUGCAGAAGAGAAUGAGGACCUUUUUCAGCUUUGUUUUUGUACCAGUUGGCAGAAUGGAAAGAAUGGGAGAGAGAGAGCUUUUGUUCUUAGCUGCUUUGAGCAUUCCCGUUGAAAGGUGGAAUUGACAUUAACUGAAUUGAAUUGAAUAUUAUCAAUUUGGCCUCCUUUGUCUGUGAGGGCCUGGAAGGUAGCAGUGACGGUAGUAACGCUUUCCCAAUAACAUGGGCAGCAUUGAUAACGGAUUCCUAGCUCUGUCUGCAGAUUAUUGCCCAUGUUCAGUGAGUCUUGGAGUCUGCAGGAUCAUAACUGGAGUCAUAAGAUAUGGAACAAUACAAUGGUUUGUUUAAAGCAGUCUUUGCCAACCUGGUUCUGUUCAGAUGUUUUGGACUGUAACUCCCAUCAGGCCUGUCCAUCAUCGCCUUGCUGUCUGAGGUUGAUGGGAAUUAUAGUCCAAAACAUCUUGGGGACACCAGGUUGGCAUAGACUGCUGUGGAACUUUCUGUUUCUGGAAGAUUUCAGCGAAUGAUUUAAAAGUUUCUGUGUAUAAAGGUGGCUGACAAAACUCAAAUUGGAGCAGUCUUUCUAAAAGCUUAGAAACAAGAAAAAGCCUUUGUCAAACUUCUACUAUUCAGGGAUCAAGACCUCUGCGUUCCUUAUACUUGGAUCUAUUUUUACACUGAAUAGAUAUGCUAUAGUGAUUCCUGACUCUUGGAGGAUGUAGGGCCCUAAAUCAAUGUUCUUGGUCUUUCUUCCAGUUGGUAUAUUUCUUCCAGUUGGUACAGUUCAUUCACUGUUGAAAAUUAAUUUCCCUGUGUAGAUAGUGUUUAAAGCCCUAAACGACUUAGGCCCCAAAUAGCUGAAAGACUGCCUCCUUCUCUACAGACCCUCUCAGGUGUUAAGAUCGGGGGGGGGGCGGUCCUGGUAGUUCUGCCACCCUCAGAAAUUCAGGGGGCAGUGGCCUGGGGAAAGGGCAUUCUCUCCUUGGCAACCCCUAAGGUGUGGAAUUCCCUCUUCACAGAGAUACAUCUGGUGACUUCACUAUACAGCUUUCAGUGAAUGCUGAUGACACGCCAAUUCACCCCGGCCUUUGGCACCUGAAAUGUGUGUUUCCAUCCUAUUCUGUGACUAUUAUUUCUUUUUAACAUUUUUAAUACCAAAUUUUAAAUUGUUGUUACUGUUGUGGGACCUGCUGAUGAAGGGUUGGUAAUACAUUUAGUCAUCAUAAUUCCAGGGUCCUUGUGUGGCAGAGCCCCCUGCUACUCCAACGCUUCCUGCAUCACCCGGUGUCUCCUGCCAUGCACUGUCAUCUGACACACAUGCGCCCCAGCCUUGCUGGUGCCACGCCUAGCCCCGGCAUAUAGCUAUUCCAGUGUGAUACAUAUUGCUAGCAGCUCCCAUGUGUGCAGCGCAUAGGGAGGCAUCAAACAAGAUGAGAGUAAGGGUGUGUUGAUUCUACAGCCUGCAUCACUGUAUAUGUGGCCGGGGAGUAGCAAAUGAUCUGCCACUUUGCUCCUUCAAAUAAGACUUGCAUAUAAGAAAGGGAGUCAUUAGCUGGCCCCCUGCUGUGCAGCAUCACUUGGGUUUCUGAAAUGUAAAAAUUAACAAUGUGGUUGAAUGGAGACAAGACAAUUACCUGUAGGGAAAUUACCUUUUCUAAAGCAGCUAUGAGGAUAAGAGCUAACUGAUUUUAAAAUGCAGCAGCCAGCAAAAUGUAGGAAAUUAUGUAAUGUAAUUUGAAUACAUUUAUCUGGGCAUUUUUUAGUUUGCUGUUUUUUAAAAAAAUAAUAUUUCCUAUUUGCUGCUAUUGCCAUGUUAUUAUAUGACUUUAAUUUUGCAUGUCACCCAUUUUGAAUUCUGAACAUCAAACGUUCUACUUCAAAAAUCUGGAGUUGGUUAAUACCUUUCUCAGAAGCAAGCAAAACAUUACAAAAAGUUAUUGAGUUCUCGAGAAUUCUUCAAUUAGGCAAGAUGUUACACAAAAUAGGGGAUUGGGAGAGAAGGAAAAAGAAAUAAAGUAAAAUUGGGCUGGAUGUUUAGCUAUGAGGUUACCUUGAAGACUCAGUUACAAGAUGGAGAUAGCAGUUGAAUAAGUCUCCCUAAGAUGCUACAGGUACCUGGUUACAAAUCUGUGAGAUUGGAAUAAAGAACCAAUAGCUGCUCCACAUUUUUUAGAACAUAAAGCCUCGCUUGUAAUAGAGAUCUGCUCUAUACCUUAAAAGCGACACAGAUUCCUAGAUAUGCAAAAGUAAAGAGAAAAAUGAAUUUCUGAUGUCACUCAAUGAAUUUCUCAAUGUUUCUACAGGACUAUGGUGUCAGUAGUAGCCUGUUCCAGAACCCUGCCAAGCUCCAUCUGACUAUUGGGACGCUGGUACUCCUGAAUGAACAGGAAAUCCAGAAGGCCCAAGAACUCCUACAGAGGUGUAAAGAAGACUUUGUUGAGUGAGUAAAUUGAAAGCACUUGGGAUGCCAUAAUCCAGCUGCAGCACUCAAAAAGAAGUACUGGUUCUAGGGCCAGGGUAACUUAGAGGGGUGUGGGGUAUCCCAGCUUGCAGCAGUUCAGCAAACCAUUAUUAGGAGUAAGUGAAAAGCCUACACAAAACAAUACAAGGACCUAAUUGCACUUUGUUCUUGAUAUAAACCAUUUAGAAGCAUCUCUUUGCUUGCAAUCUUAUUAUAACCUAGCAUUUCUCUCUCUCUCACAGUAGCUGGUUUUAUUUGUACAUGAACAAAGAUUGAUUCUCCCCUCCUGGAAGUGCAUGAAAAAUGUGAUUGCCUUGGCACUUUUUCACUAGCAGAGCCUUUGGCAAAUAGCUCCCCCCACCCAAUGGUCGUAUAUCCCUGAGAUUAAUUUCCGAAACAAGUCGAAGGUAGAGAGUAUUGAACUGUAUUAAAAAAAUAAGCUCUAAUACAGUAGAUCAGUGAUUCUACAGUGCAGGAGUUGUCAUAAUCUACUACACAAAACCAUAGUCUUUGAGCUGUAGAAUUAGCAAGCUAUGAAACUAUGAUCCCCCCCCCCCCGAUAUUUUUUCCACUUCCAAUCUUUUUGCAAGGACUUUUUAGCAGAAUGAUUCCUAGCUUGCAGGGUGAGACCCGCAGAUGAGCUUGCAAAUGAUGAGCAUAUUUUUUUUAGCAGGUAAGCACAUUGGUGGCAAAUGCAAAGUGAGUUAUGGCCAGGGGCUUGUCUCUGACCUUGCUUUGGGCUUCAGAGGCACUUGAAAUCAGGGAGGUGCUCAGAAGUGGCAAGAAGCCUUACUGUGCCCCGGAAGCCCAAAGCAAGGUCAGAGAUGAGCCCCUACCCAUCUCUUACUUUACAUUCCUUUUGUGACUGCAGGCUUGAGCCUCCCACCACUCUCUCCUAAGGCAUAAGGGGUGGAUGGAGAGGGCUUGGCCCUGCUUUGCUGAGCUUCGGAGUCACUCUAAUGCAGCCAAAUUUCUCACUGCUCAAUGCCUCCAAAGUGCAAUGGCAUAGAUUUUAUCCAUAGCAGGAGGAUUGGUGGCAGUCACAACUGAACUGGCUUAUUGAGGCCACUAAAAAUUGAGGACUUCUGGACCCAGUUUUGCAUCACAGGACGCUUGUGUGUGUGUCACCAAGUUGACAUUAGUGUGUGAUGAGGACUUGGCAGCACAAUGAGCAACGUGCUUUUCUAGAUUGUUUGUUUAAAUUGUCAGAGAAAAGGCCUUUGUCUGCGUUAUUCAGGGAGCAGCUAUCUGCAUGGAUUCUGAUACUAUCCACAGAAAUAGAUAAAAUUCUCAUCCUUUGCUUUAAUAUUUGACAGUAUUUGGCAGUUUAUUAUGUAUGGAAAAGAUGCUACAGUUGUUUGUACUCUUUAACAGUUAAAUAUUACUAGCACUGUGCUGUAUAGUAUCUAGAAGUUGCUGCAUGUAAAGCUUGCAAUCUACAUUAAUAAUGACAGGAUUUAAUUUUCCUCUAUCUCAAUGAAUCCCUGUGAUGACCUCAUAUGAACUGACCCUCAUAUGAUCAUACAACAUUUCAUUUGAUGGGACCAUUAAUACAGCCUGUGACACUCUAUGUGGCAAAAUAAUCUGAAUGUCUUCAUUAUAAGUUUCACAAUGAGACAUAAAUCUGUUGGGGCUUAGGAGGCCUGGAGGCAUUGCUCUGUAUGAUUCAAUGUUCUAUAGUGUAAGAUUGUUGUGAGUUGAAUCCAUUGGGUUGUAGUCGGCUAACGUGCUCAGAGCAGACACAUUGAAAUUAAUGGAACUAAGUUAGGUUUAUAUGAUUCUAGAAACAGCAGAAAAAAGGGCAAAAGUCAAUAGUGAUGAACAAUCCAUUCUGUCUUCUAGGGAAGAAAGGGUAGGUAUUCUGGGGAAUUUGCUGGGGACAGGAUAUAGUUGUGAAUUCUGCCGAUGAUCAUUUUAUUUUGUAUUAUUUUCUGUUCCAAAAAGUAUUCUCAAGCAGCAUACAAAGGCUUAAAACAAAAUAAUGAAAAUUAAAUAUGCAUCAAACUACUGAAAUAACAGCCGCAUUAAAAUAUAUAAUUUUAAUUGAAGUAAUCCAUAAACCUCCAUUAAAAAGUGGAGGAGAAACUGUGUUGGUGAAUUGGUGUAGCCUAGUGCAGCUGACCAAGUGAAUUAUGCAGUUGCCAAAUCUUUCCCCUCUUUCAAACAGCUCAAUUGCUGGAGGCAAACCACUCACUGUAGAAGUAGCAGGUGUAGAGUACAUGAAUGAUGAUCCAGCCAUGAUGGAUGUUCUCUAUGCAAAAGUUCAUAUGAAGGAUGGCUCUAACAAGUAAGUUUCCCCCUUCUUUUUUAAUUAAAAAAAAUCAUUUUCAUUCCACAAAGUGAUUAUAUAUGAAUUUGCAAAAGUAAUAUAAUGACUCUUGAGAAGGCUCUCAACCUCUGGGUUUGAUUGUUUCUGCCAGAAAAUAUACCACAAGCUAUCCAGGAGAUAAGGUUAUUGCAACCUCUUUGUAGGUAAAGAGAAGGGUCUGUAAUGAGUUUGCCCUUGGGCUGAUAACAAGUAGUAUUACUGAGAGAGAUAAUUAUGGAGUAUCCACCUGUGCAGUUUCUGCUUAAUGUUGAUACUUCUGAAAACUAGAAACUGUUUCCACUCUCGUUAGUUCUAAUUUAAAUAUGGGGUUGAAAUUCUUACCCCUGCUAGCUGGUGGCUGCGUUCACACAUAUGUGGGUGACCCUGAAAGUGCCCAAACAGAGCAUCAGGCUUGUGCACUCCCCCCUCCCAUCUUCUCUUUCCAUGCAGUCAGGAGCAAGACGACUUCAGCAGAGUUUUAUUUCACAUUUAAAGUGUUAGGUUUGAACCACAGAUUCUGAUUUAAAACAAACCUUGGUUCAUUGUAAAACCCACUUUCAUGACCCAUGGUUUGGAGUUUGCUUGCUAUGUGGCUAGCCAUAGUUUUUUUUUUAGGAUCUCUGAUGCACAUGCUGGUGCUGAGCCAGAAUUCUUUAAAAGUGAAACUAAAUGCUGUUGAAGUCCUGGCCCCAUGGAAGGCAGAGAGGGGAAGGGGGAGCAUGCAAGCUGAAAACUUUGCUUGAACCCAUUCAGACUUGUCUAGAUGGCUAAACUGCGAGAAUGUGGCCCCUGUCUUUGCAACUGACUGCUAAGUCACAUUGUUAUCACAAUUUUGUGAUGCUCUUUGCCUAUUUGCAAAGUAUGAAUGUUCAUUUAGUUUGUAUUCAGUGUUGUCACUACCUUCUCUAAGAAACCAAAGUUUAAAUAUAGACCAGGCCAUUCCUUUUGUUUUCUUUUCAAAUGUAUAUUUCAAAUGUAUAUUUGAAUGUAUAUUGAAUGUUUCAAUUUCUUUCUUUCUUCCCUUUGAAAUGUAUCUGUGGUUUCCUGAAAAGAAGCAUCAGAGUAAAUAGUUGCAGCAAAAUUAAAUAAACAAGAUUUUAGUGUAUCAUUUCAAAUUAAUCUUCAGCUUUUGUUAAAAUAAGGACUACCAUGUUUUUAUUUGCUUUAGCUUUCUGCCUUACAAGGAAUCUGAUCAGUAGGAUCAGUGGUAGAGACAGAUUACUUUGGGAUUUUACAGUUUCAAAGCCCAAGUGUCCAUUGCUUCAUAGCUCUCACUACCCGUUAACUGGAUUCUGUGCUACCAGGACAUACAUACUUGGGUUGAUAUGAAAGCUAAGGCGCUUGGAUUUAAUAGAUAUACCCAGUAGAUUCCAUGAGUUUAGUAACUAAUAGUAACAUAUUAGUUACUAUGAUACCUUAAGAAAAGUAACCAACUCUUUCAACACCUAGGAUUAUAAAAUAAGUUCUUGUUCCACCCUUUAUAUGGCAAUGUGAGAAGCAAAUAUCCUUUCUGAUUUUUGUUUGCUUCUGAAUAGUUGAUUUCCCAAAGCAUAAGAGUUCCCAUUUCCCUCCUUUGCCUUGGUGAUGCUGGAGACUGUGUUUAGACUGUGGGGUGGGAGGAGACAGUGAAAUAAGGUUAUGCUCUGAUGGUUCCCAUGUAGCAAAGACUUCGUAAUUCAUUUUAAUUUGUCUCAUUUCUUUGAUUAAUUUUAUAACAUAAUAAAGCACCAUUUUCACUUGAGCUAUUUUGUUAAUUUGUUUUAGUAUCAUCUGUGAUGAUACUUCUUUCAUUUGUCAUCGCUAAUUUUAAAAGUCACUGAUGUAUCACCAGAAAUAAAAUGAUGAGGGGCAAAACAUAAGAUUCAAUCAGUAAGACUAGAAAUUGGCCAGUAACUGCUUCAAAGGGACAGCUCAAAGCUAGCAGGCUGUAGCGUUAGCUCAUCAAGGAUUGUCAAGCAAAUGGUGACCAGAGAGGGAGAGGGAAUAACCUUAUUACAGUUCCAUCUCUGAGUAAGACCUAAAGGGCCAAGGUGGCAACUUAUAGCUGGAAAGGGAUGAGCUAUCUGGCAAAUUAUGUUGCUAAUGGACUUAGUGACAAGAUUGUAUAAGACUUCCCAUUUGUGUGAUGAUCUCCAUUUUAAUGAGCAGGAAUGUUUGGUUUUAAUGAAUGUUCUCUGUCCAUGGUGCUAUGAAUCUUGCUCAGUCCUUUCAAGGAAGAAAACAUACUGAAGAGCUACAGGGCUUUAGAAAUGUGUUCAUCCCGUAGUGCACACAUUUAGCUUGCAGUUAGCACAAAUAUGAAUCAUCACACUUUUGUGUGGGGAGAUUACUUGUAUGUUCUAGCAGGGACAAGUUCCUGUACACUUAUUGAACUUCCUGAUUCCCGUAUUUGACCUUUCAGAAACGUUCAGUUGUAAUCAGAACUGGAAUUAAGCUGAUGCCUUUAAGAUGAUGUGCUUUUCUUUUUCGAAAAAAAGUGGGGGAACUCGUCACGAAGUUUGUUUGUUGCGGGCCCAGUCAUAGUGCCACCGCCCCCACGGGCAGUGGCUAAAUGUAAGAUGUAAUUAAUAAACUCAAGCAGACAAUGAUCUGGAUUAGAAAUGGCCACAACUAUAUUGCUUACAGAUAUAGGUGGAUUUUUGGCUCAGGCAUUGGGUAUAUAUCUGUUCCAGUCCCCCUGCCCCCCCUCUCUUUAUAUAUAUAUAUAUUUACACUUAUAGAAGCAACAUAGUUCAUUAUGAUUGAUGUCAUCAGAGACAGCUUAGAUCUCACGGCAACUCUAUACAGUUCUAGCUGCUUUGGUCAACUGCUCAUUUUUGGGAAGGCGCUCUAAACUGGGAGCAUUGCUUUGCCUCUUUUCUAUCACUUUCUGUCCUUCCACUUUUCCUGUGGAGAACUAUUAUCUCAAGCUGGAGCUGAAAUGGUGAGGAGAGCUGCUGUAUAUGGUGACCACAUGUUUUCCUUCUGUCUGAAUUCCAUCACUCUGUGCUUUAAAUGGCGUAAGGCAGAAUAAUUCAUUCAUAAGCACCAGCCUUGGAAAGCAUCCCCGGAUAAACCAUGCAGCUGAGCUGUACCACAGCAGAUUUAACCAAAUGGGUUCAAUUAUGCUUGGCAGUGAAUAAACAAAAAACGAUGCAUCUGACUUGUCUCUAAAUACAUCUUAACACUUGACUGUAAAUGUUUCGGGUUAUUCUGGCAAUGCUCAGAAAACAAACAUGUCCAAAUAAAGCUCCACCCUGUGGCUGUGUGCUGCAGGUUAAUUCCAAAAUGAAUGUGAUGUGCACACCCAAAUAAAAGGAUCCUGUAUGAUGACCUGCCUGUGCACUACAUUGUACUAGAAAUGUCUGCAUUGUAGGGUAGGGGAAGGUGUUGUAUUGCUAGGGUUAAGCAAGGUUUUGACAGUUCCCAGCUACAUUGUUUUAUCACCUCUGUCACUGGAGACGAUUAGUGCCAGGUGCCAGCAUGACUUGAAGAAGUGCUUGUGAUUCAGAGGUGAUUUCUUUAUCUCAGACAAAGCAUCCUUGGCCAAGGUUCUGAUUUCCACACUACAAAGUUGUACAUGGAACAAGAUAAAAAUUGUUUUUAGCAUGAUAUCAAGCCAUCUUCAGGUGGGGUCAGUAUAUUUUUGGUCUUAAGAACAUAGUUUUGUCACCUCAUCCAAUGAUUGAUCCCUUAUCUAGGCUUGCCUUGUAUUCUAAGCCCAGUGACAAAUGUGACUGAAACAUUUUGUUCUGUCCUCCAGACCCGCCAAUUCCAACUUUCCCCACUGAUAUCUCCCUACCUUGAAGAAAUGGCAGGCUGCAAAUGCAACAUCUGUUGUUUUAGUAACAACAGUUUUAUGUAUUUUUCCUCGCAGGGUUAUGAAGAUACAAUUAUGUAUCCCAUUACGGUAAUGAAAAAAUUGUGGCUUUCCUUACUUCCUUUCCCUUUCCAUAGGCUCCAGCUCAUAGCAGAUAGACUGACAGAUCGGUUUGUGACCUCUGGACUAAUGAUGAAAGAGUGGGAUCAGGUGAAACUCCAUGCCACAGUCAUGAACACAAUCUUCCGGAAAGAUCCUAGUGGUGAGCAUUUGUUAAGGUCUCCUUGAGGAAAUACAGCUACCACUUUGAUCUCUGAAAUUGCUAUAUGGUUCCUGUGUUUGGUGUUGCUCAUUUGUUAUUGUUUUGUGACCUUUAGGCAGAAGAUAAUUGGUUCAUGACCCUCAAAAGGAGUUGGGUUCCUUCAUUAAGGUUACACAGUAGAGCAGAGAAUAAAUAUUUUGCUAAAACAUUAAACACACUGUUUAUGUCUGGCAGAAAUUGGCUCUUUCUUCCCCUUAUGUCUGAUGAAAGUUAGGAUAUUGUAUUGCUUUUUAGACAAGACAGUUACUGUCUUCAUUCGUAUUUCCUAUAUCUAAAAAAUGGAUUUGGUUAAUGCUAUGUACUUCCAGGCUCCUGUAUUGUUUUGUUUUGUUUUAGUGAGAAUGACUAUAUCAGUAAAUAGAAUAGUAACGGAGUAACUAUUGAACUGAACCCUGAACAUGCCUUGCGCUAAUUCUAACAUACUGCUUACAGCAAACUAUGACAAGGACAUUUCCUUAAGUCACUCUGUGCAUUGCAUAUUUUAAGGCCAUAAGAACUACCAUGCUAGGUUCAUCCAACUAACUGUAUAUCAAGAUUUUGUCUCUAAUUUUAGCUGAUGGAACAAAUAGGACACUUAAUAGAUGUGUUUGUGUGAUGUCUGCAUCAGAAAAUUCAGACUUUCUAUCAAAGAGUCCACACAAUCUCAAAUCCUGUGCCUGGGCUGCAAAUUAAAAAAUAGAAAAAUUCUUAGUCCACCAAGGUUUUUACUAUCCUUCCUGGAAGCAGUUCUCACAGGUGAACAGGUAGCUUGCUGCUUACAAGCCUGAAUUACGAACUACUGCUCAUGUUUAUUUUUAACAAAUAGAUGACUUUCAAAAGUCGUAUUUUCAGAUAGCUGGUUUGCACAACAUAGUAAGCCAAACUAUGGCUUAGUGAGAUAGCACUGAAGUUUUUUCUUGGUUGUAGCUUGUGAUUAGUGAGGAGAGAACCACUGUUUCCGGUUCUUAUGAUAUGCUAAGCUAAACCUUGGUUAGCUCAGUGCAAUGCAACAGUUUGUUCCUUGCUAUCAUAAGGCUAGAAUUUUGAGGGGGUUUUUAAUGAAGCAUGAACAUCUCAGAAAUCAUAUUGGUGGUUAUAUGCUUGUGAGGAGAAUAUGUAGAUUGCAGAGUAACAGAACCCUAGCUAAGGGGUAAUUCAUCUUCUUGAGUUUGUUCUCAGAUACUGGCAUUGAAGGAUUAGAGACACCUUGUGAACAAGGAUGCAUUGCCCAAGUGCUUACUUUUCCUCAUUGGUUUUAAAUAUAUACUAUGCAGAGUGAUCAGAUAUUUGAUGCUGGACUUGGUAAUUCAAGAGAUGAGAGAAUGCUUUAUUGCUGAAAUGUGCUUUGACAGAGCACUGAGUAUUACACUCUAGUUUCCCCUUGGAUGAUUCUAUUACACCGAGCUGUCAGCCCUGCAUAAUCCUUGCAACAAUAUUGAUGACUGUAGGAAUUUUGACAUGAUACUUUGGGAAAUAAUUUGCAGGUUUUCUUUCUUGUAUAAAAGGUGAGUGCAGAGUUGUAUUCCAUGUGUGAAAAAACCCUUUUAGGAUGAGCUGUAAUUUGAUAUAUUUAUUUUGCAGCUGAAGAGCAAAGUAAUAGAUCUGCAGGCAAAUUUUUCAAGGAAAGGGAGUCAUUUGAUGGACGAAAUAUAUUGAAGGUUAGUGUGAAGUAGGCUUGUUUAGCUUAUGUUAAAUGACAUUCCAGGUGAAAUUAAAAAUAAAUUGCAAACUUGUACCUGUAUAUUGUAUCUAUGAUAUCCUAAUUGGCGGGAGAGAGGAUGGACUAUUGUAUGUACUAUGUAUGUAUGUACUUAAAAAGAAUGUGUGCACUAAAAAGAAAGGAAUUCAAUCUGAAAUGCUGUUGGCAUGUCUAGCAUGUGCAAAAUGUAUAAAUGACACUGACAUAUGGAGGCACAUUGACUGGACUAAGUGAGAUCCUAAUAUAGCUAUUAGACAUGUGAUUGCUGAUGCAUGGGUCCUUUUGGACCCAGAAGAAGGUGGAAUGGGGGCAGAAUGGGGUGGGGCACACAUAUACAGAUAUUGAAACUGUAGUCCAAAGCAGAUAGCCAUAGUUUACCAGUGGGAACAAAAUGGGAAACUCUGUUUAGUUAGAAAUGCCUGCAUUUCAUUCAAACAUGCAAUAAGCUGCUGUCUAUGCAGCCAAAAGAGUUGUUCAUAUCUUGGCAUGUCAAACCCAGAUAGUAUUAGCCAAGCAUAGUUAAUUUGUGUGUGUGUGUGUGUGUGUGUGUGUGUGUGUGUGAAAAACAGACAAAGACAUACAAUAAUAAAUACUUAAUUGCAGCACAGCAGAAAAGAAUAUAAGCGGUCAUUAGGUCUACCUAAAGGUACUUUUGAGUCUUUCAUUCCUUGAACAUUUCCCAAAUACUUAGAUUUUUAAAAGAAGCAUACAUUUAAGUAGUUCAUUCAUCUCCCACCUGUCCCAUCUUCCUGCUUGGCAACAAGUUAAAGGCUGUGUCAUUUGCACUUCUGUGUCUUGACUUGGCAUGCUGAUGUAUGCAGUUUCUAAGUGGAAAAAAUACAUUAAAUUUGAUCACCCAUGUCUAUUAUUCAUACCACAGCUCUGUGAAAUGUGAGACAGACCAGUUGUUUUUUUAGAAGCAUUAAUUGUGGGGUUUAAAAAUUUUUUUUUUACUGUUUCAGCCAAUAGAACCAUUGGCUGUUUGAUGCAUGAAAGAGUGCUGCUAAUUUCCCCCAAGCACGCCUUCUUUUAAGAAACACCAUCUUUCUCCAGCACCCCCACAUUCUUUCGCCACUCAUUUGGCAUUUCCCUCCUCAUUGCCAACUGCCCAGAGGAACACCCACUGGCACUAAUUAAGUAUGACUCAUAACUGGCAGUAGAGCCCUGACAGCCCGACCAUUGAUCAGUGAUGCAUUCUUUUGAAUUUUGCUCUGAUAGGCACUCUUGCCCCUGCCAUUUUAUAUUAGUUACAUUCUUCUGCUAAUUCUCUUUGCAAAGUAGUUUCCUUAGGUUUAGAGACAGAAGCCCAAAUGUCAGAUUGGUUACGAAUGCAGCUGCAGCGACUGUCACAGCAUACCAGCUGCAUCCUGCUAUCCAAAUGCAAUGUGCUUUACAAACUCACCCAUUCUCCCUUACUCCUUAAAUUGUAGUCUUUCAUUUCUUUUACUUCCAGUCCAGAUUAUGUAUUGUUGACUUGUUAUUUGCUUUGUGGAUGCUUAUGCAACCAGCUCAGUGAUUGGGGUUAAUUCUCCCAGUCGGAUAACUUUCAGAUUGGUUUGAUAACUGAAAAUGAGAGCAUGCCAGGUAAGAGCAAGCCCCUUUUUAUAGAGCAUAACCAAAAGAGGUCGAACAGUAGUCUAAAGAAAUCUCAUUUGGAAGUAGUAAUUAAAGUAUAUUUGCAAACUUCAAGUGGGAACAGCCAAAAGAAAGUGCACAGCUCAGGCACAAGCUGAUGAACUUCCUGCAGCAAGUUAGACACAGGCCUAUUUUUUAAAACUCUUUUUCGUUUUUGUUCUGCUGUGGUACUGGACUAGCACCGUAUCAGCCACCGAUACACCUCCAGUGGCAUUUUCUUCCAAAAUACACUACUGCAGAUAGCCUUUCCAAUAACCUUUUAUGUUAUAAAUGUAGAUUUUUUUAAAUUUUGCAGUCAUUACAUACCAGUGUAGAUCUUUGAGAUCUAUUAACUCACCUUGAAUUAAUUUCAUCCACAUCAGCACAUCUGCCAGUGUCUUCCAACAAUUAUUUAAUGCUUCACAAUAAGCAAUAUGCAUAUUAAAAACAAACCUUAGGCUUCUGUGCAUCCAGACGUUUUCCAGCAACAGCCCUGUUAGACAAACAGAAGAUCCGUUACAGCACAAUCCUGUGCAUAUUUACUCAGAAUUAAACCCACUGAAUCACAGAGUAAUCAUGACACUGGCUGGGCAGCCCAGGGGCAUGAAUGAAUGGGGUGGCCACUGCUGCAUCCACAGCCUUGCUACUCAACAUUGCCUGGGGCAGAUAAAACCCUGUUCCAUGCUGAUGUGGAACUGAUGUGGUGACUGUUCCUGGAUCAGGCCCGAUACCAUCAAGUGACUGCAGUGGGGUUAGUUUGGGAUUCAGCGAAUCUAGGGCCAGUGCAACCACCCCAGCAUACCCCAUUGGGGGGCUUUCUGUGAGUUCCUGCUAGCGAUACUUCAACCCCAACCUACACUUUCAGUGGGCAGAACAAGGAGCUCCAGGCUGGAGGAGUGAUGCUAGCAGAGCUCUGAGGAGAGGCUGUGACAAAUUGGGGAGUUGGAUUGCAGCUUUAAGUGUGUUAUGCCAAGUAUGUUUAGGAUUACUGCCACACUUUGAUCAGUCAUUUUGCUCUUGUCAAUGUACUAGGGCAGGGUUUCUCAAACUGUAUUUGGAUUACAGUUCCUAUCAUCCCUGACCAUUGGUCCUGCUAGCUAUAAUAAUAAUAAUAAUAAUAAUAAUAAUAAUAAAUAAUUUAUUUAUACCCCGCCCAUCUGGCUGAGUUUCCCCAGCCACUCUGGGCGGCUCCCAAUCAAGUGUUAAAAACAGUACAGCAUUAAAUAUUAAAAACUUCCCUGAACAGGGCUGCCUUCAGAUGUCUUUUAAAGAUAGCUAGGAAUGAUGUGAGUUGUAGUCCAACAACAGCUGGAGACCCAAUUUUGGGAAACCCUGUACUAGGGGCUUCCACCCCUGCUGGCUUAACUCACCAACCUCAUUUACCCCCACCCCACCAAUGCCACCCUCUCCCCUUCCUUGCCAAAGCUCCCUCCCCAGCUUGCCAAACUCCUCCCCAUUAGAUCAGGCUCAAUCUUUAUCUCCCCUACCCCUAGUGGGCCAAAGUGAUUUUUUUAAAGCUAUGCUGGGACAUCAAAAUGAACCGAGGUUUGAAGGGAGAAGUUUAUGGGGGGUGGGUGCUGGAGGAGCUGAUAGGCAGGUGGGUUCAUGCCUUUCCGUGUAACCCCCCAUGCCACCCCCUGUGGAGGUUUGAAUGAGAAACGUGGGGUGGGGGCAUUUGGAAACCUUGAGUAGCCAAACCUCCCACCCCCUUCUCUUAGAUUUUGUCAAAUCUCCCCCUCUAUUUACAAUAUUCAUUCCGGUUUGUUUGGGACUUGAGUACUGGCCAUUACCUUGAAAUUCCUAAACACCUUAGGAUCAGUAUAUCAAAUGCACUGGCGCCUCCUACCUUAUGAGCCUGUCUGUUCUGUGAGGUCAUUUGGAGAAGCCUGUUUGUGUAUCCCACUGAUACCUGAGAGUGGGCUGGUAGGAAUGUUCAAUAGAGCCUUCUCCCCUAUUGUGUCUAGGCUUUGGAUUACUCUGCCUGGCAGAUUUAUUUAUUAUUUUGUUCCAGCAGUUUGUUUCUCCUUUUUUCGCCUUCUCUUUUGCAUGUAUUUGAUCUGUAUUUUCUGCUAUACCUCCCCCCCUUUUUAGGCGAGUUUUUUAAAAGUGAUUUGUGGUGUAUGUGUGUAUUUACCACGCUGUGAGUUACCUUGAGUGCCUCAUAUUAAGGCAGGAAGGCAGAAAAUAAAUGCAUUGAGAAUAAUUACUCCUACUACUACUGAAGAAGCCAGAAGUUAGGCAUUAGGAUGCAACAGUAGGGGCUCAAGAGGUAAGUCUGUAAGAAGCCAGAAUACAUGAGGCUGGGAGAAUUUUGAGAUUAAAGUCUGCUGGUACCUUCCUGUAGACAACACCAUACUGACUGUAAUAAAUAUAUAGUAGAAAGUAAUCUGAUAGAAAGGGCUCAGCAGGUGUCGCAUGUUUUCAAAUGGAUGAGAACAUAAAUAAUUUUUUGCGUGGUUUUAACUCUGCUACCAAAUGCCAACGUAAACAGAAAUGUUUUCUUGCUUCCAACAAUGUUUAAACUUUGGAAAAUUUGGGGCAGGCUUGUGGAUUCUAUGUUUGGACAGCUGCUGAUAGUGCUUUUCUAUGUGCCAUUGUCACCAGAACAACCCAGGAGUGUGAUCCUGAAGAGGGCACUCCUAGCUGAUCUAGAAAUCAUGAAGAAACAUGUGAGAGGAAGGCUUUAAGGAAGGGUUUCCCAAACUUGGGUCUCCAGCUGUUUUUGAACUACAAUUCCCGUCAUCCCUCAUGCUGCUAGCUAGGAAUGAUGGGAGUUGUAGUCCAAAACAACUGGAGACCCCAGUUUGGGAAACUCUGCUCUAAUGAGUCUAAGACAUUAUUGACUGUAUGUUCUGAAAGAAGAUGACAUCUCUUACUCCAUAUGCAAAGUCCAGUAUAAUGGGAUCCCAGUGACAUAGAGUCCCCUUUUGUUUAAAGCAGGAGUAGUCAACAUAUUAUGGAUGUUGGACUCCCAAUUUCCAUAAUCUCUCACAAUUGUCUGUGCAGGCUAAAGCUGAUGGGAGUUGUAGACUGAUAAAAUAUGGGGGCUAUUGCAGUGUAUAUCCCCAGGUUUGCAGAUUUCCAGAGGCUUUAACUGACAGUGCUCGGCAAUAAUCUAUCCCUUCAUAAGAUUCCUGCAUACACUUAACUCUUGUUUAUUUUAAGGAUGUAUAAAGAUCUUAACAUAAAACCUCUAAGUGGUGAACAAGAGUGCAUAAAAAUGCAUAAGAUAAAAUCCAUCAUAAAACAAAACUAUCAAGCAUAGUUGGAAUGUAGGAAUGUACCUUAUAUUGAGUUAGAUCAUUGAUCCAUCUAACACAGUACAGUGGUACCUCGGUUUUCCAACGUAAUCCGUUCCAGAAGACCGUUUGACUUCCGAAACGUUCAAAAACUGAAGCAUUUACUUCCAGAAGCAUCUACUUACGGAAAACUCAAUACGGAAGCCGCGUGGAAUGUUCGACUUCUGAAAAGCGUUCGAAAACCGAAGCAGUUACUUCUGGGUUUUUGGCAUUCGAAAACCAAAACGUUUGACUUCAGAGACAAUCAAAAAAACGAGGUACCACUUUAUUGUCUAUACUGACAGGGUUUCAGGGUUUCAGAUGUUCCCAGCCCUACCUGCCAGAGAAUGAGGUGGGACCUUCUGCAUGCAAAGCAGAUGCUCUGCCACUGAGCUAUAAGCCCCUUUUUCCUAAUAAAGCCUUCAUCAUAGAUCAUAUCAACUGAAAAGCAGUGCUGGAGAAGGCCUGAGCAAAAAGGACAGAGUAGUAGGUUUGUCCAAUCAUCAAGGAAACAGAGUUCCUUACAACUGGUACACUCAUGCCGAAGGCUCUGUUGCCAGUUGAAUGCAUGACACAGCAAGCAAGGUCUUAUCAUACAUUUCCUUAACAAUUCUUUGCACUGCACUGGCCCACUAAGGUUUCCCUUUCAUCCUAUGGCCUAAACCUCACACUUACUUCACUUCCAAUCCAUUAGAAUGUCCAGGCCUUGAGGUACUCUGCUCCUGUAAUGAAGCGAAGAUCAUUUGGUGUCUUUGCAUCUCUCUGUGUUUGGGAAAAGUAAGGGAGAUUUAGGAAAAGAUAAUAAAGUGAUAAUGGGGUAUGAUCUGUGGGUACGCUUGUAAUCCUCAUGUCGGUAAAUAGAUAUAACCUAGAUGCAGGACACAGAUUUUUAGUAUGACCCUUAACUUUGUAAUGUCAUAUAUUUAAAGUGAAAUAGAGGGGAAACUGCCUGGAUUUUUUUAAAAAAUAGCCUAGAGUAACAGCUGCCUACAUAAUGCUGAGCAGAGUUAAUUACAUCCUGAUAGAGAAGGGUUUUAUUGCAUUCCACAACAGCCAUUAUUGAGAAACUGACAGAGCUUAACUUUCUUAAUAAUGACCCUCCCAGGCUACAGCCCCAUCUCCACUAGUGCUGAACACUGAAAAUCAGUUUGGUUAUUUUAUUUAAUUACAAUACGAGAAAGAAGUGCUAAGGCACUGUUGAGUUUGUACAGGCCAUAUUGAGGGGGUCCGGCUGCAAUCUGCGUGACUUGGAUGAACCCACAAUCAUAUUCUUAUAAAAGCCAGCUCCUGGAUUCUCUUGUUUUGUCACACAAAAUGAGAGACUAGUCUAUAAAGCCAAGGGUGGGGAUAUGCAUAUAGGAAUGGACUUAGUUCUUAAAGGCUUCCAUAGAGUCCUAUUGGGUAAAGUAAGCUAAGAUGCAAACUGGGACUGGAUUGCAGGGGACUAGGAAAAUCUACCUGUGCUCUGGACAUGGGGCUCAUGAGUGUAUCCUGGUGCAGCUCAUUGGCUAUGAGUCAGUCGCUUCCUGUGACAAAGAAAUGAAUUGAAAGAUGGUGUGUCAGUAGGGAUGGGAGUGGAACAUGUCUUGUAUUGCAACUACUUGGGUCACUUGGUGCAGGAGUGGGUUCAGCUCUCAUCGCAGCAGUGUUCCCACAUGCAUCUUUUUAUUUUAAAAUGAGUAGCUGCUGUCUGGUCUUAUAGGUAAAAGUACUGUACUUGGGUACACUGUUCUGAAGCCUGCUUCUUUCUUCUGAAAUUAGGAGAUCCAGUCUCCACUGACAAUGUUGCAUGCUAAAUGUACACGAGUUGGAGAUACUUUUUUAGUCAAGCUGUUUAUAAAGUUUCUAAAUAAAUAAUAUUAUACUCACACUUGUGAGUCCCUAUAAUAUAUGUGCUCUCCUUCCACCCUUCAUAAUGACAGGCAUUUCACAAGUAAAUUAAUAAAAGUAAGAUGACUAGAACACACUACUGGCAUGCUUCAUAAACACCAGAAGAUAAAACUAAGAAGUUGAUGAAAGAAAACAAAUAUAUGUUUUGUAUCAUUUUUGGAUAGAAUAUUCGGUUAAGAGUGGUUUUUUAAUAUUGGAGUGGCUAGGUAGAAAAAUUGAAAGGAGAACUGGAAACACAUAAUGCCACUUUGCACACUGCAGAACAUUGCAUCUAUUUCUGAUCCCUGCAUUAUUAAAGGAUUCUGAUAUACUAGAGAAAAUUCAAGAACACACAAUUAGAAUGAUGCUGUGGUAGGGAGACCGCAGGGCUAAAGAGAGAUUCAAAAUCAACUUUUGCAUUGUCUGGAGAAAGGAAGAUUAAAGGGGCUGGAUGACUGUAUAAAUACAUUAAUAGAAAUCUAAUAUUUGAGGGGGGAAAGCUUUUUUACAUCCUCUGAAUAUGGGCUUGUGAUCUAAGAGAGAAUAUGAGAACAUUCAGAAGAGAGACUGGGAAGAAAAAUUAUUUUGUUGGAGUAACUCAAAUACAGCAAAAAAAAAAAAAAAAAAAGGCAGCCCACUAGAGAAACAAUUCUAGGAAGAAGUGAAUAAGAAAUAUAAUAUAGGGAAUUUGUGAUAUUUUUGUAUCUUUUCCUUUCCCUCCCACUCCUUUCCAUGGGCAUUCCUUUCAAUCUUAGGUUCUCUUUGAUCAGUAUAGCAGCAAUUAGCUCUGCCUCUUUUCUAGUAGGUGAGUUGAAAGUCCUACACUUGAUUUACAGUGGCCAGUAGACCACACUGACCCAAUGCAUUAUGUAUCUUACGAGACAGAGACUUUAUGGGAGAAGGUAUGUGAUUGAUUUUGGACAUUCUGUAUCCCCUUUAUGUUAGACUUUCCAGAGUAUGUGUGCAAUUCCAAACACAGCUACAAGGCGGUAAGUAUCAUUGAGCACACUCUCACUCCUAUACUUAAAAGUACAUCCUUCCAUUGGGAGAGCUAUCCAUUUAUUACAGCUCCUGCUUCCUGUUCUUUAACCAGUGCCUGAUCCAUAAGAGGACCUGUCCUCUUAUCCCAUGACUGCCCACUAAAUCUAUUCUCUCCUUUUAAACAAAGCACUCCAGUUUGCACUCCACAAUAUACUGGGAGUCGGGUAUUGUUGUCAUCUGCAAGUGCUAACUUACUUGAUUAUUCUCUGCUACUGACCUUGAGUAACCUUUCCAAAAAGCAUGGGAAAAAUGCCCAGAGGCAAGCAUAUGUAUAGAAAGAGAUGUUCCAGUCUCAAUCUUUAGGUUUAUUGUAAGAGUAAUUCACAUGUUUUUGCCUGAGAACAGACUCUUGGGGGACCUACUUGUGGCAUAUUAGCAUAUAUGAAUCUUUGGUAUCACCCUAAGGAGGAAAUAGCUCUUGAUCUGAAGACGAAUGUCUAGAUUCCUUACACUCUUGUGAACAUCUCAGUGUUCAAUCCUUCCGUCAGCAAAACACAAACAGAGGGAUGGGGCACACAAAUUGGUUGCCAAAGAAUGUGAUAGUUCUGCUUAAGGUAGUAGAAAGAGGUAACAUAACAGCAAGAUACUGCUUCACAGGAAGUAGCACUGGUACCAAGACAGCAGGGUCUGCUGAAGGUGUGAAUGGAAUAUUGUGACAUGCCCAAGUUUUGCAAUGUGGCGAGACAUAGCGGAAUGCUUGCUUCUGUUUCAAGUAGUCUUUGUUUAGCUGCAAGGCUACUUGGGAAGCAACCAAUAAGGCCCAUUUUGCAGCCUAACUACUUCUAAAGCCAUCAAUACCUCAUUAACACAUUAGACUCUCAGAGGCCUACAUGGCUUCAUUCAAAGUGCAUUAAAGUUAAUGGAGCAUCACUAAAAUGUGCCAGAGAGCUCUGUGCAGAUGUAUCUUUAAUUCAUUAUUUUUCAGCAGGUGCCAUUACUGCUUGCUUAACUCUCUUGUAACACCGAUUAAAGGAGAGGAAACUCUGUAUGUGCUUGUCUCUGUGUGCAGCUAGUUACCCAAGAGUAUGAUCUGUUACUAAUUUGAGUGCGGUCCUGUGGGUGGGCUAGUAGUUUGUUAGCAGUGGGUAUUGAAAAUAAUGGAGCAUAAAAUGCAGCAAAUGUGGAUAUUUCCAGGUAUUGUAAUUAGGUCUUGUACCAAGAGUGACUCUGUUGCAUGAUCAUUUAAGUAUAACAGGCCUUUGGCUAAUUAAACAAUCUAUGGCCUUUUAAACUGUUUUGGGGGGGGUAUUGUUUUUGUUUGUUACUGUGGUAUGUAUUUUUGUGUUUUUAUAUUGUAAACUGCUCUGUGAUGCUCGAAUGACGGGAAGAACAGUGAUCUCCCUUGGGAGGUGAGGGACUCUCUUUCCUUGGAGAUUUUCAAGCAGAGGUUGGAUGACCACCUCUCAUGGAUGCUUUAGUUGAAAUUCCUGCAUUGCAGAGGGUUGGACUAGAUGACCCUUGGGGUCCCUUCCAACUCUACAAUUCUAUGAUUCUAUGAAUUGCCUUCAUAAUUCAAACACUAUCUAAUUUUGUUCUCAAAUCUUGGGGUUUUUUUAACCCUAGCAUGAGACUUUUUAAUAAGCUUCAUUAUAUUAAAGUUCUUGUGGAAACAGUUAAUCAAAAUGAGAACUAAACAAAAAGAAUAUUGCACUUGCUGAUAAAACAGAGGCUUCUGUAAAUUGCUUGACAUGUUAGUUUUGCAGAAUAAGCCACAACGUUUGGGGAACUUUGAAGGUGUUUUUAUGGAAUACUAAGGAGACCCCAUUAAUCCUUUAUAAUCCUACAUCUCCAGAUCAUAGCUCUUUAAAAGAUUAAUACAAUACAGAAGACAUUUUUUAAAAAAAGAAUGGGAAGGGAAGUGGACUGGAUAGACCACUUCAUUCUUGAAGGCAAAGUCCUUCGUGAAACCUCAUCCAGAUCAAUAGUCUCCUCCAAUGUUCAUGGAACACUUUUCAGGCACACUCACUAAUGGAAGAACCACUGUCUUAUUAUUUAGUGGAACAAUCUGUCUGAGCCAAGCCAAAUGCUGCAGUAGGAGGGGGAAAAUGUCGCUGGAUAGCUAGCCUGUUGGAUCAGGAGGAAAAAAAUUGGUAGCCUCUUGAGGAUGAAGCACAAGCUAUUCAAAUAAAAGGCAUUCUUAUCACAGCAUCAUCCCAGUCAGCAUUCUCAGGCUGACAAUCUGUCUUGCUCCAGAAGUGCAGGAAAAAGCUAGGAUUUCCCAGCCUGGUCCUGAGAAGGCUUCUGUACCUUUUGUUUCAUAUAAGGGAGAAUUUUGGCAUGUGCUGUCUUCCAAAGUUUUGUAAUGACUGGAGAUGCAAUUGGACCCAGAAAAAAACAUACAAGAUUGGGGGGGGGGGAGAAAAGCUGAACGCAACAGAUUGAGUAAUACACCAGAUUUUAAAGAAAAAGAAUAAAAUACUCUUACAAAUUAUUCCUUUGGGACUUGAUGACAUUAUUUGCUCCCUUUGCUAUUCUAGGGAGACUGUUCCAGAAAUCUGUCAAGCUGUAUUUUCAAGGUGGAAGGCCUUGAUAACCUGUAGGUUGUUUUGGAAGCCCUGCUGUGGGAAGUAAGGAAAGAAUGCCAGGCCUUCAUUUUCUUCUUUUCAUUUUGUCCCCCAUGCUUUUUGUGAAACUCUGCAGCACAUCUUAAUCACAAAGCACCUGUGCCAUAACAGAAGUUUUUGUUCUUCAUCUGGCUAGCAUGCCUUUAAAAACCCAUUAGAAAGGAGCAGCAGGCUCAUUUUGACAGAAGGUAGCGUUCAUUUCACUCUGGAGCAGAAGGUAGGGUCUUUCGCUCUGGAACAGCACCAGCCUACCUGCUCUUUUAAUGGGUGUAGUGCUGGAAGGCUUCUAGGUGCCAUUAAAUGGUGUAAGGUAAUUACUAGGCUUGCAGAGUCUGGAGUCGCACACAGUCGGAUAUAUGCUUUUUGUGCGUGACCAAAAUGUUAUUGAAAACAUAUUCCGAAUGUGGAAUGAAAUGAUCUGAAUCAACUAAUUAACCCUCCAUAUUUGUUCCUUCGUUGUGAUGGUUGUUGUUGUUUAGUUGUUUAGUCGUGUCCGACUCUUCGUGACCCCAUGAACCAGAGCAUGCCAGGCACUCCUGUCUUUGUCCAUGGAGUUUUCUUGGCAGACUUCUGUCUCCUGAGCCAAGAAACAUAUCUAUGAAUUCCACUGACUGCCUGUUCACUGCUACUCAUCUGAACAACAACUUGCCACCUGAAGCAUGGGUGUAGCCAAGAUUGAUGGGGGGGGUCAGGCUUUAUGUUGGGGGAGGGCAGAACCUCAAUUAGUUAAGUAUUUUUAUUGAUUUUAUUGACGCCCGUGACCUGAAAUAGGCUUUGCUUUGGAAAUGUAGCAAAGAGGCCCUUUCGUUAGAAAUAGUUGAACGAUCUUGGAACAUAAAUCACUAAAGUGCUGUAAGUUUGUGGUUCUUGUUACGUAAUAGAGACUGAAAUACAUUUUUCAUGUUAUUUUUCAUCUAUGUAAUGUGGGAGUGGUCAGGCUCUUUUCUGAAGUGUGUAUGGAAUGCUAUUGAUUAGAUUCAUAUCUGAUCAUUUCAGAACUAUAGCAACAUGCACUUUUAGACAUUUUCUGGUCAGAAACCUUUUUUAUCAUUAGUAUUUUUAUACUACAGUGGUACAUCGGGUUACGAACUUAAUGCAUUCCGGAGGUCCGUUCUUAACCCGAAACGGUUCUUAACUAGAGGUGUGCUUUCGCUAAUGGGGCCUUCCACCAUCGCCACGUUGCUGGCACGCGAUUUCCAUUCUCAUUCUGGGGCAAAGUUCGCAACCCAAGGUACUACUUCUGGGUUAGCAGAGUUUGUAACCCAAAGUGUUUGUAACCCAAGGUACCACUGUACUAAUGUGCCGGGGGCGAGGGACAGACAGGCUCUUAACUCAACUGUUUUACUAAAUGUUCAUUGACUGCAUGUUCUUAUUCCUUCCAGUUUCCUCUUUGGUGAGGCAUUGCAAUCUGGAUCACCUGUGUAAAUCAGUAUGUGAGAGAGAAAGAGAAAGCAUGAUGAUGUGUAGAGGCUGGAUUUAGGUGAUUUUUAGAUUCCUUCCAGCUUCAUGCCUUCUAGGAACUAAAAUAUCAGAUUCGUUCCAUGUUGCAAUGGAGGUUCAUUAACGAGAGUUGUGUGGGACAGAUGGCCAAAGCAUACUGCGUCCAUAGUUCCCAUCUGCCUGCUAGCCAACUGAGAUCCAUUCCACAUAUUCAUGAACUGUGAAAUUCACCCCAUUUGUAUCAAUCAGUCUCCUUUGUCCUAUCAAUCACUUUGAUUUAUUUCUUAUCCCUACAAGCAUUCCUCCUCCCCCUUUCUCUCUCUCACAGUAUCAAUAUCUGCCAUCUCAGGAUAGCAUGUGUUUCUAAAUCCAUGUGGUUCCCAGAGGACUGCAGUAGAGGUUCUUUAUUUAUACUUGCAGACCCCUCUUUGGUUUUAAACCAAUCUUCUCCUUGUCAGAGACCUUGUAGUAGAUACUCAUUUCUGCCAAAAAAGACUGAACAAGAGCUGCAGGCCAAUACAACAAACAUUGUCUUCUUGGAUAAAUUAUCGUAUGCUUGAUGGGUGAGCUACUUACAGCUUAUUUCCCUCUAGCUUGUGCUGGUAUUAAGGUUCUGAUUUAGUCAAAGUCUGAAAGAUUAUAAUAAUUUGCACUUUAAGUAAUAUUUUCCACAAAGACAGGCUAUAAAGAGCAUGGGUUUAACUAGCUAGUUCUUCUAAGCCACGGGACCAAUAUAUUUUCAAUUUAGGUCAUUUUAUACUUGUUUAGGGUAAGAUUAUUAAUUUUUUUCAUGGAUAAUUUCAAGAGAAGCUGUCUGAGGGCUUGGUACUCUCCUGUAUUUUGCAAUAUAGGCUAGGCACUUGAGUAGAUGAAAGUUUGCGAAGCCAAGGGCUCUGGAAUGCCUGUUUUAAAGUGUAUAUUUAGUUGUAGUCACUGAAAAUUUCAAAGUCUCCAGGUAGGAAACUAGGGAGAGUUAUGAUAUGUAAGUCAAGAACUGAGCAAAGUUACAUUCUAAUAUCUUCAUGAUAGAUGCAGAGCAUGUAUUGCUCUUUAAGACUGUAGUCAAAUAAUGUAAUCUUGAGUGUAACCCCAAACUCUCUACCAGUCUGUACCUAUUUGAAUGUAGCUGAAGUCAAGUCCUCCACUUCUUCAUCAGUGUGGCUGAGAGCUAAUUAAUAUGUGUAUGGUGAAUUUGCCCCCAUAUUUUAAGUGUACACUUUGGUGCUUUUCAUUUGUGGGAGAGUGAGAUGGUAGGCGACCACUUUCCCUGCUAAAAAUGAUGUGGUGAACCUUGCUGCUUCGAAAUAAGUGUGAAUUUUGCCUUCAGAAAAGAGUGGACAUGAAAACAAUCACAAUGGAAUCUUUUGGUGGGGAUUUUUUUAUCUCCUCUGGGGAAAACUGGGUGCUGCAGAUGUGAUAAAGGAAAGGGCAGUCACCACAAACAUUUUCUGUUGAUGGAGUGCCCUUAGAAACAUCCAUCCUUGGGGUUAAGCUGAGGUAAUCAUAUUUUUAGGUCCUUUUCUGUGGGCGGGUCACGAUGGGACCAGUUUAGGCAGCUUGGCUUGCCUGAGGAGGAAAUUGAGGUGGGGGUAUGGGUGUGUUGUCUCUCUCUGCUCCACCAGCACCAGAAGUCUGACUAUGUCCCUGGUUGCUCUUACUGUAUAUCCUAUCUGACCUUGUAUCCAAGUCUAAGAACUAUCACCCUUAGGGGUAUAUUUAGAUUUGGGGCUGAUACCACACAGCGUAGCUGCUUUGUAUCACCAACAGGGCAUCUGAUUCCUUUAACACAGUGUUUCUCAACCUUGGGUCCCCAGAUGUUGUUGGACUACAACUCCCAUCAUCCCUGAGCUCUGGCCUUGCUAGCGAGGGAUGAUGGGAGUUGUAGUUCAACAAUAUCUGGGGACCCAAGGUUGAGAAAGGCCCCCUUCCAUCUUCUGAUGCUUAAAACAUUCUUACCUUCAGGCUGAGUCCUUAGCCUCCCACACCGGUGGCUGGGAGUAUCUGGUUUUGUGAAUAAACUGUACGGGCAGCUAAGGACAUGUUAUUUCUCUUGCCAGCCUUCUUGUGCUGAUUCACAAAGGACAGUUUUGCACCAUUAAUCUCCUUAUCCUUAGCCGGUGCUUUAUAUGGUUGAUACUUUUCAGCAAAUGGAUUCCCUACAAACUGACUGCAUGUGUGUAUUCAUUUCCCGGUGGAUGUGUGCAUCUCAUCCUCUGAUACUGCUUCUCUUUGUUGGUAGAUUUUUAACUGCAGAGCAUUGCAGUGAGUUGUUCCCAUGGUAUUGAAGUAUUGAAAUUCUUUGCAGAACUGCUAGGUUUUCUUUUUCUUUUCUUUUUUUAAAAUUAAUUCCAAAUGGUCCUUUUGGCCUUGCCACUUUAGGCAAGAGCAAAGCUUUUGGAACUGAUCAAUACCUGUGACAGUAACAGUGAAAUCCAGGCCAGGCUGCCCAAAGUGCAGAGCAGAGAGAUUACGUGAAGGAAGUUUUAAAUACCUCUGCUUCCCCUUCCUCUCUUUUGGUUAUAUUUGUCGUCCUGCUGCCCAGCACCUUUUCAGCCAAAUCUAUUAAUGUUUCUCAUGCUUGCUGUGUUCAUGACAGGUGAUUUAAAAGCAGUAGUUUGUGCUGGCAUGUCCAGGUUUUCAUAAAUGGUGCUGCAGUGCUGCUCUGCUGGUAGCCUGGUGUAUAUUAGCCCUGUGAUUGAUUGUAGCUAUUCCCAGGUUUGAAAACAGAAGUGGUGCAUCACAUUUUGGGGGAAGGUAGCCAAAAGGAAACUGCAGGAACCGAGCAGACGAGAAAGGGGGUGUUUCAUUCAUUCUGCCCAAAGCAAAAUAUAUUGAGCACAUUUAUGGAAGCCUCACUUUAAAGUAUUCUUAAUACUAUAGUUAAAAUAUUUUUGAAAAUUUUAAUUUUAUUAAUCCUAUUUAUAACCCACUCAAGACCAUGGGUUCAGGGUGGCCUACAGCAGUUUCAUCUCUGUCUUCAAAAGACCUACAAUCAUAAGUAAAGUUUGGGUGGCUAGAGAAAACAAAGGAGGGCAAACGAAAUAUCAUCCAACUUGCUAACGUUUUUUUUACUUGCUGUUAACUCCCCUUAAUCUGAAAUAAUGUAGGCAAAAUCAGGACAGGUGUGGCACCUUUUGAAAACUAAUUGAUUAUGUCAUAGGUUUCCAUGGCCCAGAGUCAACUUCAUCAGAUGUGAAGUAGAAGGCAGCUCUAUUAAACCGAAGCUCAGGAGGCAGGGUCACGGGACCCCUUUUUCAAAGCAAGAAAUUAACAUUGCAAUAUCAGAGACCUUUUGCUACCAUCUGUGCUCCCAAGAGCCUCUUUCCUAGCUGUGCUUUGAGAGGGAGCUUAUGCCCUUUGGACUACGCUAUUGCCCUCAUCUGCCUACUCUUGGUAUCCAGUGGCUUCAGUCACCUGAGGCCUGAGGGAAUAAAGUGAGGUAAUAAAAGUAGGAGGCUUGAUGUGAAAGCAGGAAGAGAAAAGGCUGUGGCUGUUCCUUAAAUCUUGCGCUACGCUCAUGAUUAAUGUACGGCUGGUACCUUUCCAGAAAAAUCAAUUGUUCUAGUAAAGUUCACUGUGGGAAAGUGCUAUUUUCUAUCUUCUUUUUUUUACAUGUUGAGGUCACACCCCACUCUGGGCACAGGUGGCUAUUUUAAAUAAGUGUAUCCUUUUUUCUUUUCUUUUUUAUCUUAAAAAAAAGGUAAAGGUACCCCUGACCGUUAGGUCCAUUCGCAAACGACUCUGAGGUUGUGGCACUCAUCUUCCUCUAUAAGCCGAGGGAGCCAGCAUUUGUCCACAGACAGCUUCCGGGUCAUGUAGCCAGCAUGACUAAGCUGCUUCAUGUUUCCCCUUACCCUUUCUUGAACGAUAGGGCUGCUGUGGGGCUUUUUAGUUUAGACAAAAGGUGACAUGAUAGAAGUUUGUAAAAUCAUAGCACGGCAUGGAGAAAGUGGAUCAUAACAUUAGAACUUGCGGACACCCAGCGAAGCUUAGUGAAACCAUGGAAUUCAGUCCCACAUGAAGCAGUGAUGGCUACCAGCUUGGAUGGCUUUGAAAGAGGGUUCAACAAAUACAUGGACAUGGGACUUGCAGUGGUUACUAGCCAUAAUGGCUAUUUCCUGUCUCCAUUGUCAAAGUCAAUAUGCUUCUGAAUACGAGUUGUUGGAAACCGCAGGAGGGGAGAAUGCUCUUCCACUUUGUUACUAUAUCUGUGUCUGUGUCUGUGUACACAAAGUGUGUUUGUGUGUGUAUGUGUGUAUACAUAUAUAUAGUGCUUUUUUCUAGAAAAAUAGGUGCUGGUACUCACCAUGACGUUGUUACAGUAAGUGCUACACUUUUUAACAACAACAAAAAGAGGUGCCGGUACUGCGUAUUCUUGAGUAACCCCUGAAAAGUGUGUGUGUGUGUGUGUGUGUGUGUGUGUGUGCAUGAGCUUAUUUUCAAAUAAGAACUGCCUAUAUGGUAAGAGAGAGCUUGCUUUUGUUAUCUCAAAUAUUUGCAAUAUCCUGUAUAUGCAUUUUGCUUCCUGUGCUGGCUUGUCUUGAGGCAAAUAAUCCCCUUAGAAGUUAAAACUUCAACAUACCGCCCCCGCCACUGCAAAUAAAUACUUCAAUAUUCCUCACUUUAAAAACAUCUUCAGGCUCACAAACAAUCUGACAGUAACAAUUUCCUGUUGUGUAGGCAGUGCAGGGAGUAUCCUGUUUGCUGAGUAAGCAAAAAGGUAGGAUUAUGAGGACCUGUGAGAGCUACUUAUUUAAAAUAUAUGGAAAAUAAAAAACAGGUGUAGUCUUAAAAUCCCACUUCUGGCCACUGAGCUCAAAGCCUAUGCCCUGUCAAAAUUGCUGUAGUCUUCAAAAAAUAUUCUCUAAAUACUGUGCUCAGUCAAACUGGAUUUUAAUUUAAAAACAACCCCCUACACACACCACUAUUAGUUCUUAUAUAUGAGAAAUGUAUAACUUGAUUGCAGGAAUCAAGAUUUUGAAGCCUCAUUAUGGAUUCAUGUUUAUAAUUGCAUAGGGCUUUUCAAUUCUCCUUUUUUACCCUGUGCUUUAAAUAUGAAAUCAAAACUUAUUUUUUAAAGUUUUCAAUAAAAUGUAUUCUUGCUAGGCUUAACAAGAAGCGAUAAAAGGAUAAGUCUUAUUAUCCAAAUAUUGAUUUUCCUAGAAUCUUGAUUAUUUCAAAGUAAUUUUUGGCCUCCUGUGUAGUUUCAUGUCCUUUUCAAAAUGUAACUGCACUUCCAGCAGUUGUUGGGGCAGUCUUUUAGCAAUUCAGGUUUUCAGGACCAGCUUCCAGACCAAGGGUGGAGGACACUGAGGGCCACAUUCCCUUCUUGGCAUGCUUCAAGGGGCCACAUGCCAAUGGUGGGCGGGGCCAGAGCCAAAAGAGGGCGGAGCAACAAAUGUAAAUUCUACUCUUUACGCAGUAGGUGACUUUCUACACUGACACUCCACUCUGUCCUCCAUCCAGGCAACCAGAAAAAUAGUCAAGGAGGGGCCAAAGUAGGGACAGUGAGGUUUAUUGCAAUUCUCCUUUGCUACUUUUAUAUUUAGAUUUAUAGUUUAAGAACCUUUUGUUUGUUUCCAAGACUCCAUACUUAGAGACUCAAUUCUGAAAUUCCUUUUGCCUACCACCCUAUUAGAUCCAGUAAUGUAUUCUGCACAGCCAACCAGAUCAUUUUAAGUCCCUGUCUUUGCUUCUGCCCAUCCCCAUCCAUAUAUUUGCAGCGAGAUUGACAGUACAGCCCAGUCAGCUGCAGCUUGCCUUGAAGUGUCUUCAUCUUUAAGCAGUACAGUAUAUGUCUCUCCCUCAGGCUCCCCUAGCACACUCUUAUGGUGUCAGAUGCCCCACCCACUUGGGCAAAUCCUGAUUUACAUAAGAGGGUCAUGGAACAUAAAAUAAAUGGCCAACAUCAGUGAAGAAGUGGUUUAAGAUAAACCGUACCAGGGAGAGUUCAGUACAUUUCUGGAAAGAAGUGAAAUAUAUUACAUUAUGCCUGCCAAGUAAAUUUUUGAAUUUCAUUGGUUUCACACAGAAGAAUCAAUGCAUUGUCAGCUCUGGAUGAGCAGGGCUUAAUGAAGCUGUAGAUUUUUUCAAAGCCGCUGGGAGUCUUUAAUGGCCAGAAGAGUUGUAUGUGCCCAUGUUGAGCUGAGGUCUGUAGGGACAGAUAUAAAAUGCAGAAGAAGUCAGAUGGAGUGUGGGUUUUUAAGACCUCCAUGAUGGGGAAGCUAAGCUACUCAGCCCUUGUUGACCCUUGGCACAGCAGCAUUAAACCGAGUUUGAAAUUAGUGUAUUUGUUGAAAGGUUUUCCAAAGGCAUUUUAAAGGCAGAGCAAUUUCCUGCUUCUUAAUGGAAUGGAGAAAAGCACUUGAAUGUGAUGUUUCUUCAAAGCAAUAUUACUGGCUUCCCUUUGUAAUAUAUUCUGAUGUAAUCAUUUCAUCUGUCUCCUGUACAGUGUUAAUCACUGGAGCAGCUUUCUCCUGAACUAGGUUUCAGGAGUGGUGUGUGUGUGUGUGUGUGUGGUUUAAGUGCCCUUGAAAGACUUCAUUGAAGGAAUUGGGUCAAAGAGCCUUUUGUUCUGGUUCACUCUUCUUAUCUUGAACAAAAGCACCCGAGGGUGUCUCCUUUCAGUAUGCAGUUUGAUAACCUGCAUUAAUUAAAUGAACUCAGUUUAUUUAUCAUGGACGUUACAAACUAGCUCUCACCAAAGAAAGCCUCAUUUAACCUAGUUCAUGAACUACUGGCGAUGACCAUUUUGUGUGGGGCUGUUGUUCCUGGUCCCCCUACCCCACAUUCCCUGCUCCAUUACACCCCAGCCCACCCCUGCUCUGCCAUUUUUCCAGGUCCAAAAGGACCUGUGGCACCGGCGAUCACUUGUCAGUCAGAUGCACUUAAAUGGCCAUUGCCUAAAUUAUAUUCAGACCUAACUGAAGAAUGAAGACUCAGGGUUAAACUAUAAUUUUACCUCUUCCUUGAGCCACAAUCCAUAUCUUCUGUGAUACCACUACAUACCAACAAAGAGAGGCAGUAACAUCUUUUAUGAAAUCUCCUGGGAACUUGGUCACUGAGCUCAUUUUGGCUGAUGAAGGAGCAGCACUCACAUUCCAAUCUGUGGGGAGCCCAGGGAAGCAAGCAAAAGUUUGUCUGAAGGGCUGAUUCCACUUUUAUGUUUCCCUUUGUGUUUUACUGAGGCAAGUGUAAACAAGGAUUGUGAAAUGUCAGGAACAGAGAUGGCCAAUGGUUGGGCCAGAGGCCAGAUAUAAUCUGUGAUGCUAUUAUAUCUGGCUUCUUACCAGUGUUUCAAAAAUAUUGUUUGUAGUUUCACUCAUAAGAAAUAUGAGCACACGCUUUUAGGGAUCUUUCAUUAUUUCCAUCUCGUUUCUUUCAGCUCUUUGAGAACUUCUGCUUCGGAGAAGUGCAGCUGAAUUCAGUCUACCUCUCUCAGAGAUUCUCCACAGAUAGCUCUGGUUACUAUGCGACAUCUGGGCAGUUAAAUUUCUCCUGAAGUAGAGACCAAUGCCCCAACAGAAUGACAUCAGAACUGCACAAUGAAGAGGAGGAGGAGGAGGAGGAGGAGGAGGAGGAGGAGGAGGAGGAGGAGAAGAAGAAGAAGAAGAAGAAGAAGAAGAAGAAGAAGAAGAAGAAGAAGAAGAUUUAAAUGGAUCCUGUUGAUGGGCCAGUGUCAUUCUGUCCUCCUUCUAAAUUUGCAAAUUUAGCCUGAACCUUGGCCUGAACACAGUGAAAAGAAUUACUUGUUCAAAUAAGAUAUUUUACUUGGUUGGUUCUUUUAUUGAAGAAUAGGUGCUGGUUACAGAUGAAAUAAUACAUUCUGCGUGUAACAGGCUUUCAGAUAGUUGUAAAUAAAUUAAACACGGU